Molecule: messenger RNA, 54654 nt
Organism: Spirometra erinaceieuropaei
Lineage: Eukaryota; Metazoa; Platyhelminthes; Cestoda; Diphyllobothriidea; Diphyllobothriidae
Source: the annotation of a GenBank genome assembly
AUGCAUGUCUACCGACUGAGUAUUCGGGUUGUUGACCGGAAUUCUGCCCUACCGGAGAAGAGCUUCGCUGACAUGCAACUCCUCGUUUACACGGCCUUCCGGCCCGUCAAGUUUCCUCUUCCCGUCUUCACCGUCAACUUCUCCGAGAAUCUCCCCGCCGGAACAAAGUGAGGAUCGUCCUAACUGAUUCCUUUGUAACUUAUCAAAGAUUGCCUACGCAGGUUAGCUGCUGUCUGAUGACUGGAGUCAAGACAAGUGUUGUAGUUUCAUUGAUAGUAUGCCACUCUUUGUAAAAAAAAGAAACGCUUGUCUUCAGAUAUCCACAGAAGUCCAUGAAACGAUUGCUUGAGUGAUACAGUAUGCCUCGAAACCGAUUUCAUGUAAAUUAAUUUGACUUUGACUGAUUGCUAAGGUUAAUUAUAUAAAUGUUCCUUAAGAAAUCACUACUUGCAAAAUGCUUUGAAACAUGUUAACUGUUCUCUUAUGGAAAACAGAUUACUAAAGCAUAAUGUUUAUUAGCGUUCAGCUUAAUCCAGAGUUAUUUCGAAAUGCCAACAUUUAUUAAGAUAUUUUCAGGCAACAGACUCAAUCAUUCUGGCUGAAACGACACUGCUCAGAUGUUUUCAAAAAAUUUUAAUACUAUUAUAAACGCAGUCCUAUAUAAUCCAAGGGAUGCCAGAGGCUUCGCUACCUAUGCUCGUUUUAUGCAAUUGCUGGAACAUGAUAGCUGAGGGAGGUAUUUUGGUUUUAAAAGAGAUUUUAUUAAGAAACUAAUAUUUGGGAAUAUCACGGGCGUUUGUGCCGUCUCUCAAGGCUGCCAGACGAUAGCCUGUGUAUCUUUGUUACGCGAUUGCGCUCCGCUCUUCUUGCUGCUAGGCGGAUGUGGUAGCAGAUGAGAUCCACCCUGCAUACCUUGAAAGCAGCAUUUAUAAGCCCGUAGAUACUAGGGUUGUGAAUAAUUAUCUUGACACGACUAAAGCAACUCUGACUGCAGUCGAGAUAAAGGCCGUAAUAUCCCACUUCUUUGAAUACCAACUCCCAGGAAUAGUGCGUUCGCUGUUAUGCAAAAGAAGGGAAUUUUCAUAUGUCCCUCUGAUGGAAUUUGGUUGGGUGUGUGUGGAAACACUACAGAUCACUGAGAGUGAAAGCAUGUAUAUUUGGUUAUUGUAUAUGCGACUGUUACUGGUAUAAGUGCUCGAAAGCACUUUAAGUCCAGAUCUGCCAUAUUAGUAUAAAAGAGGCAAAUUAAAAUGCUUUUACACGUUAAGCACUACUAUAACUGGACCUGGAGAUAUUUCCUAUUGGAAGGAAUGUUUUUAAAUAUCAGCAGGAGUUCCGGAUACUGGCAACUCAUCCUCACUGAGAAGCGUUACUCUCAAAGGCAAGGGAUGAGGCCGAACUGGCAGUUUCUGGCCUAUUCCAUGUCAUCAGCCAGUCGUAACCUAGUCAUAGGUCGCAGGAUUCUGGGGUCUAACCCUGUUCCCUGUCUUUUUGACCCCUUCAACUCGUAUUCUGGAAGGCCUUAGUCCUAAGGCAUAACGCAAUUGCCUGUACUGGUCCCACAACCAGGAUAACUCGCAGGCCAUUCUUCUGCGAAUUUAAACACUCCCCACUGCAAACGACGAAAUGUGAGUUCACCCAACCCCCGGCCCUUCCGUCAAGGAGUUGGGGUAUCUCUGUGUGAUGAGAUAAAUAAGUCAGAAAUGACAAUUACUAAUUUCUACUGUUAUUGGGCUUCGUCGCCGUGAGACAUUGCGCGAGGUCUUCAUACCGGAGGUCGAAAUUAUUCAGAUGCCAGGCUACGAUAGGGAUAGCUUGGUGAAUGCCACCUGAACUUAUUUUUAACCAUGUGGAUGGAGGCUUCCAGGUUGUUUUCUUUGUGAAGAGGGGCUUACGGUUGACUCACUUUGACAAUGGUAGGGCAAUUAAAUCUGUUAUGUUGGACCACACCCUGUUGAUGAUUAUCUCGUCUAUGAUAGGCCAAACAAGGUCACACACACACAGCCGCGGACAUUCACGCUCACAAAACGUCUGAUUAGGCACUCAGGCACGCAAGCCUUUGUCACUCUCAGUUAUCAGCCCCCUCCCGUGUCACGAAGUAGACGCCGUUGAUGGUGAGACACGGAAUCUCGCAGGAUGCGCUAAAGCCCGACAUAGGUGGCUGCUCAAGUUUGUCCUUUGAUAAGUAGGUUUAGCGGCCACUCAAUGCACAAAACGAAAGUGCCUCAAGGCCGGCUGCAAUCUCAAAAGCUACUCUCUCAAGCAGAUGGGGGGAGAUGUUAACUGGUAUAAUAUAUGCCCUCACUUCAAUCUAUACUUUGUAACAUGUUGGUUUAGAUUUGUAGAUCUUUCAAGUCCUUUGUGUUAUUUUCACUAAUUGUGCAGUAUAUGUCGAAAGUUUACCCAGAGUUCCCAAAAGUCCGAAUUACUCUUUAAUAGCCUGGGAAUCUCAUUAUGUUUAUUGCCAGCUUCUAACAGAGCACACUUUCCCGCAAGCUGGGCAGGACGAAUAAAAUGUCUGCGGGUCCUGAAAUUUACAAGUGUUUCUUGCCUAACUAUGUGUCUGGUCCAGUCAGCCUUGCUGCUUUGACCCUUCCUAUGUCCUUAUUGUCCUCCACUAUGCGGUCUUGCCUACGGUAAGAGUUACUUACUGCACUGGUGCCUUCAAUUGAGCACAGUUCUGCAAAGCGGAACCUGCCCACUGGCACUUAUACCCUGACAUCGUUCGCUAGGGAUGAGUUCUGACGUUUACAGAGUUGUUGAAAACCUAUUGCCUGGAAUUUCCUAUUUGGAAAUAAGGAGGAAUACAGAAGAAACAUUGUCCAAAGUUUCCGGACUGGCUGACCAAUUUCAUGAUUUGUGUAACUUCAGCCCCAGUCACUCUUUUUUGCGUUCUUGAGUUCUACAUUCACACACGGCGUUCGAGCUCAGCUGGGUGUCGUCCAAGUGAGGCGAACGUAUUUCUACGUCUGAAACGGCAGAUCUAUUGGUGUCUUCAGUGAACUCCUGGGGUCCUCUCCGAAGAACUGGUGUCGAUAAAAUUAAAAAAUGCUCGUGCGGUAGAAAAAUAGAUAUGAUUAUGCUUGUACCUCUUCCUGAAAUUUCUGAAACGAACUAGUUUCCAAGGUCGACUAUGCGGGCAGAGAGAUAGUGGAGGCCUGGCACGCAGAUACGGCUUCCACAAAUGUCUGCAUGUAACCCAUGUUGUAGCAGGUUCUGCUGGCACUCCAUCCUCGGGGUCGCAGAGAUCAGAGCGAAUAGCACGCGAUAGGGGGUGAAAGUUGUACUAAACAGCUUGGUGGUCGUCUACGGCCUCUAGCUCGUCUCUGAGAAGAGCCCAGGCAAUUUCUCAGUGCGGCUAAGAGCAUUACUAGACAGCGUGGUGUGUGUGGCGUUAAUUAACACUGGCGAUUUAAUGUUGUUAACCUUCAACAGACCGAAUAGUAAUCAUUCCCUUCCAGUGGUCGUUCGCCCACCUUCUGAAACGCCAUACGUUAACCUAGUCUAAACGUGGGUUUUUGCGAAUUGUGGAAGAAAACUGGAUUGGCAUAUUCAAAUUACCACUAAAUUAUCGAAGAAGUUAGAAUCUGCUCAUGUCUUCAACUAUUGAAGAGUCAGUUGGCGAACAUAUGUUUUCGGUAACUCAUCAUCGGGCCGAUACAUUUACAUGGAUAAUGAUCAUUCUAGUUGUUGACAGGAUAUAAAUGCGUCGCAGGGGCGGGGUUAAUCAGAUUCCAUGUUCCCCCACCGCCGGCCUGACGGAGUCAGCGUCUUGAGGACGGUGAAGUUGGGGUUGGAGGGGGAGUGGAAGGAGAGGAGUUACGGUUAGAUUGUAAGCGCUGUAAGUGCGUGUGACUGCUCUCAGGGUGUCGGGACGGCGUGCGAUCACCGCCUUCAACUAUUACUGUUUGUCUUAGGAAGGCAUGAUGUAUUUCAUGUCUAUGCAACAAUUCCGCUUGCAAUAAGAAGAAGAAUAAAAGAGGCUUAGAAAGAUAAGCAGUUUUUUUACCAAACUGCGUUGGUAGUGGACGGGGGUUGGGGACGUGAGUAUUACCAGUUGUCCGCGUUGAUAUAGUUGCGUGUAAAACUGUCCCGGAAGCUCUGGCUAAUGAUUAUAAAAGGUCGCUUAGUGAUAAUUAAUAUUUGUUCGUUUCUAAGCAUGUCAGUAAUCGUGGUCACUUAUUCACAGUUUUCUCCCAAAUAAUAGAGAUAUUGUAAAGCUUCUUAUUAACUGUCCACAAAAAGUCACGCCUCACUACCAAUACAGCUAUCUUCAGUGGAUUAUUGUUGAAGAAUUGCGAAAAUUCUCAAAGCAGUAUCUUGAAGACUAGUUGGCGAUCGUACGUUCGCUUUCGAUAAAUUUCCGUCACGCCAGUACAUUUAUAUGGAAACCGGGUACAAGUAAAACAUAUCAGUGAUUAGAGAAGUCGAUUGAAGUUCGUCUUAGAACGCUGGCGAGAUGUGGGAAUAUGGGGGAGCGAGAGAGCGGAAGGGCGCAGAGAGUUGCAUACACAUAGUUAUUCAACUUUUGACCACGUUAAGCGCGGAGCCUGAAGGAGGGUCCCCUGUACGCACAUGAUCGUACACUACUUUUUAAAAGGUAUCCAGUCUUUGGGGUUCACACGAUGCCCGAAUUAUUGUUUAAUCCCAUAGCUUAAUAUGCGGCAGAGCAAUUGUAAGUGGACAAGGAUGGCUGCUGCCGACGAGAGGGUGAGAUCCACGAUACAGUUCUCAUCUGCAUUCCGAACGUAAGGUUUGAUAUUAGACCGACUGAAGAUUCAGAACAACUGUGGGCAUUAAUCUAGCAAAGGAAUAUGAAGUGGUUUUCCCUGAGCCCAACACGCUCCUAUGACAAUCGUGGAUUUUAAUAGUUAGUCCCGAUUUUAUUUGGCCUUAUAUAGUUUCUAGUUUCAGUCGGAUCGUAUGGUUCUUUCGAAAUAAUUCACAAAUCCCGACUAGGGCAGAACACGGAAAUAGGAGCUUCCCCGAAUACAGGUGGCAAUGCGCUAAAUUCCAGGGAGAUGAAGAUCACGGUUAAGGUUGGGGUUAGGACCAAAACACGAAAAUAGGUAUCAGUCCUGAAUUUUUGCAAAAGGCCGCUUGUAUAACUUCAGAUUUCCUAUUCCCGAAUCCUAUUCCGGUUAGUAAAAGAUUCCCUAAGAAAUAUUUUUAGAUUUUCUCCAUAAAACAUCAGAAGGCUUAUAAUUUUUACAGAGGUAUGUAGAAACUACUCACUGUUCCUGUACGAAUGGUAAAACAGUGUUUUGUGUUUUGCGUUCGGGUCGUUUAUUAUCCACUUUCACUGUUACUACGUUAUUUAGCGGAGUACCAGCUUCAGUGAUGGAAUAUAAAUUUUUGUCCGUACUUUUUUCCCUCCAUUCAACAUCGUAUGAAUGCACGGCUUGCUGGGCUUCGUUUGACUGCCAAAAGUUUGGUGGUCGUCAGCACGAAGCGAAAAUGUUCAAGAAACAUUUGAUGUCUGACAGACUUCACGCGCACACACACACACACAAACACGACAGCUCGACCGUCGUUGUCGACGAUGUCCACAGUGUGCCCCACAGCAUGGUGGAGCAGGGACAGUGACUUGUGCGUGAAUUAGCCUAUAGUGAAUGUGGACUUGUACAGCAUCUACCGCACUCCCUCUUCCCCACCUGGACCCGGUGUCAAGAUGUAGUCAAGAAGACCGGAGGCGGGGAGGACGCAGGUGGAUGGCACGGUUGAGCCUGCACCUUGGCGCUCCACUUCACACCCCUUGGUCCACGGAACAAAUGACCAGAUUUUUGAUCAAUAACAACAAUAAUGGGAGGUGGAAGGGAUCCCAGUGUGCGCGACUUCUGCCGGCAACCGGGUCUGCCAUCGAACCCCCAAAUGUUGGCAUUUGUUACGGCGUGCAAUCCGAUAACACCUGCCAGAAUCCGAUAUGGCCCCCCUUUUGGUUCAGCGCAUCUACCAACUGGCCCGUUUUGGUGACACACACACACACCGAUUGUUCACCCAUCACCUUCUAACAUGACUUGCUCGUGAGCGCACUUUAGGGAGGAUGUAAUUCGUUUUCUUUUUUUCUCCCACUUCCCCCUAACGUCGCGUUCAAGUGGAAAUCUUAAUUCAUGAUUUGACAUUAUGAUUGAGCAUGCAGGCUGCUUGGUCUACACUCGUCACAAUUCCCGGACUGUUCCCGCAUAUAAUUGAGCCAGAAUGAGUCACAAGUACACGCAAAGGAGGAAAAUGUUGACCCUUUGCAUGCGACAUAAGUCCAGCCGACUGUUCUGGCCUCCAUUUUGCGGUACGUACCCCAGGAAGACCAACGUGGGUGCGUUUUUAGUCUGUCCAUAUUAUAGUCACGCUAGGUCAGUUAAUAAGAUUAUGUUCUUGCUUUAAGGAGGUUGGCUAGUUUGAAUGUGAAAUUUAUCAACAUUGUAAGUUGGUUAACUGAACGCAGGCCCAGAUUCCCUCUAGAGUCGGAAAUGAAUGUCACAAUUUCCCCAGCGUAAGAAGUUUGUUAAGCAAAAAGCAUUCCCUUGAUCGAUAGCCAGCCUUUUGUGUAGCUAUCAGUUUUUAACAGCCCGUAUACUACUUUUUGAAGGUAUCAAGUGUUUGGAGGUUGAUGUCGACUUGCAGAGAAUUCUCUUCAUAAGUAUGCUCCUACCAUGAUGCUUUCUUGCCUUUUAGAUUGCACCCCUACCACACGUAUACUUCCUCUUAAACCGACUUCAUUGUCUUCUGUUUCUCUCUUCCCAUGUGUUAUGUUACCUUGCUACAUCUGCUCCUCCUCCUCCUUCUCAGUUAUACUACAUGGGAACCAGAUUUGUAACGUUACUACUGCAAAGAGAGAUCAGUGUCCUCCGGAAUCGACUUGUCGGUAAUUUUCAACUCAGGAGAAUAACAAAUUUCAUCUGGCAGUACAGCGCAAGAAGGGAGUACAGCUAGACCACUAACAGGGCGUUUUUACUCUCGGCAUAGUUUUGCCUGUAGAGGUCACGCAAACUGUAGCUACAUUUACGUGAGAGAUUAGUUAUUUUGAUCUGAACAAGGGAGUUUAGAGUUCUACGCAUCUCCCAGUACGUAAAUGGUGCCAUGGUUGUGGUUUAGAAAAGUUAGUGUCCACACUUUCCAAGUCUGAAAAUAGAUCAUAAUACUUAGUUAUUUCGCAAACGCCUCCGUUAUUUUUAUGAUAUGUUGAAGCCCAUGCCAUGUUUGGUCAGAACUGUUCAGCAGACAUACCAAUGUAGCUAUCUGGCAGGAAAUCAUGUUGCUCGAAGCAUGUGGGCCACGGCAGGUUCACCCAGAGUUCACGCACCGCUUCGCUGUGGCCGUCCACAAAACCCAGGUUUAAGCCGUGGCUUGCCGGGCAGGCGGUGUGUAGGGAACGGCUUGGUAGAGGAAUGCUUCAAGCAGCUUCCAGAUUCUAAGUUUCACAUCGUCACUCAAGCCUCCGGCAGACCAUUGUUAGGUUCCAGGAUCAUGCAGACGGUCAAAUAAACCCUAUGGCGGGGUCAGAGGCUGGCAAAUUUUGCGUGUCUCAAUAUUUCUAUGGCUCGUGACAUCUGCGUUAAUAACAAAGUCAUCAGAACGAUGUUCCGCUGGGCCUAAAUAAACUACGGUUCCCUGUUCAGCAACUGUUUAUCAGUUGGAGGCAGAGCCUGCUGAUUUCUCAGCCAAUCCUUCAGAAGACCCUUUCACUGGCCACCAACGACAGACACCCCAGUUAUUUGCAGCUAGUCGGAAAGGCAGGCUCUGUCCUUGCCGUCGUUCUGAGGACGCGUGCCGCUGAGUAGGGGCAGUUGCAUGUCGCAUGUAAGGUGCUUACAGGAUAAUUUUGCUUACAUUCAUAGACUGACUGAAGAAGAGAGUAUUGGCUGCUGUUCCGGGGCCACACAUAUUCGUAACAAAUACGCCGAAAUUCCUAUAGUACUAACUCAAAUUUUGGGAUAGGCUUUUGACUCUAGAAGACCGUUUAAGUCGUAUUGCGAUAGACACAAACAUGCAACAUAAUCAUUGGUUGAUUUCCGCAUCGUAGCAUUGUGAACGUUGAUUGGCCGUCUUCCCAGCAACCUUUUUUACUUCACCAGACAAAACAUCAGUGUUUAAUUAUCAUUUAUUCGUCAUUCGUUAGGGGAUGCUGUGGGAGAUUAUUUGCUUGUCCUAGGAGGCAAUGUUAUGCACUGAUUAACAUAGCAAUACACCGUUUACAAAUCCCGGGUUUGAAAAUAUAUUUUCAAAGACCAUCGUUUGUUAGUUGUUGUAUGUACAAUCUCAUAUACAUUAUUAAGGAGUACCGACAACGACGGAAGAGAUUGCACACACGCAUUCCGGCAUAAUAACUUUCCACUGAACAUUCUUCCUACCGUUCACUCUAAAAAUUAUCCCUUUUUAAUUUUUGUACUUUUGCAUUGGAUUGGCCGGCAGAAAGUUUCAUGUUUAUAACUCUUUUAUAGGAGAUGCGGUUCUGGUAGAAGUCGCUAUUUAAGAAAAUGAGCAAAAUUGGCUCGACAAAAAUGUGUAUUUUAAUAGCUUUCUGGGACUUACUACUAUUUCAAUAUCCAUGAUUUAAAAUAUGUCUGGAUGCCCAAAAUUAACUCAAGGUCUCUUCCGAUCUCAGGAUGUCUCUUUACAACAUAAGUCAAAUUUGAAUUCUUUACUGUGAAUACAUAAGGUAGGUUAUUUGGAAGGCCCAAAACAAUCGUUCGGGCUUCGAAGCCGGUUUAUUUGUAGUUUACUCUAAAAGUUCAAGGCACAGUUUUAAAAAUCAUGGCUUCUAACGAGAUUUAAAUAGAUUACGGGAAAUAAGCAUUAUUUUAGUUAUCUCGAAGAAAACAUGGUGAUAUUUUGAGCAUGUAAACUCGGAAUACAAUUUGUGUGAUGCUUAAGUAGAGACUUUCCGCCUUGAAAUCUUACCAUGGAAGACCAGUCGUACUUCUAAGGGACUACCAGUUCAGCAGGAGGUAAGAAGAAAUAGCAGGUGCUAUUCACUUUGAUUAGCGGCGAAACUCAAUCGUUCUGCAGAAGAACUAAUUGAACGUUUGUAGUCCAUUUUUCACGCCCUUUGGCGAGAACGACAUGUUCGUAUUCGCACCUGUCUGUCCUUUCAGCUCUCCUAUCCUGCAAGCACGAGGCCCCUCAAAAACCUGUCAGGGCCCUUUUCUAUUUUUAAUUUCCGAUUAAGAGGGUGGACCCUACCCGCAUGUGGCGUGAAAAGGGCGUGUCAGUCAAACCUAUGGUUGGGAACUGUCGACUUACAUGCGACUGCCGCGCGUGGAAGAGUGGGCCAGAAUUCUCGGACCUCGCGGUAUCAGUUGAAUAGGCCAAUUUGUUUCCAGUUUAUCAUGCUAACCCCGUGGUAGUUUAUCUUCGCUGAACCUUUCAGUCAGUAUAUUUGGAGUAAACGACAGAAGCCAUGAAAACUCAAUUUAGAGGGUACAGGUAUAAAGUAAAAUAGUUAAACUGCAAAACUUUUGCUUGCAGUUUUAGUAGGGAGAAUUCAUAAAUCUAAUAAUGUAACAUAAAGGUUAAAAGGGUAUUAUAUUCGCAAAAGAAUUGCGAAAAACUUUGUUCACUGCAUUCGGACUGUGAAAAUUUCAAUAUGGGCUAAGUUUGACGCAAAAAAUAGGAUCUGUUGAAAUCUAGUUAGUAGUAUAUUUAUAGUCAUUUGAAUAAUCCGUUAGAUCAGGCUUCGGCAGUUUGGGUUGCCUUUCAGAAGGUGAGUAUCCAGUUGUCUCUUGAACACGUUCACGGUAGGGGAAUUAACAACAAACUCCGGCAAAGAGUUCCAUUGGCGAAUGACCCUCUGCGAGAAAAAGGAGGAACGUUGAUUUGUGUGGCACAGUUCCUUUUUAAGCUGGUAAUCAUGUCGUCUGAGAUUGGACUUGGGUGCCAUUUCAAAAAAACGUUUCCCAGUCGACAUCCAGAUUAAGUCCUUUUAUCAACUGGAACGUUGCUAUGAGGUCACCUCUGUCCUGCCUGUAGUGGAGGGGAUAGAGGUUCAAGGCCGUCAGGCGCUGCUCGUACGUGAAAUUUUUGAGGCCAUGAACAGCCUUUGUAGCACGCCGUUGUACACCUUCAAGGAUAGCUAUAUCCUUCCGAAGCCACGGCCGCCAAGCCUGUACCGCAUAUUCCAGGUGCGGCCGCACAAAUGUCCCGUAUACUUUGCCAAAGACAUCUUUAUUCAAGUGAAUAAACGUUCUGCGUAUCGCGCUCAUAACGGACAUUGCCCGCGCAGCGACUUUAGAACACUGCGUGGUGACGUUUAGAUCGUCUUUAAUGAAUACACCGAGAUCUUUUUGCAAAUCUACGGUUUUAAGUGGUUGAUUGUCCAGGAGAUACUGUCGUGGGGGUGCAUUUGUUCUUCGCCUCGCUGAUACUACGUGCAUUACUGCACAUUUUUUGACGUUGAAUUUCAUGCACCAUUUCUCGCUCCAUGCGUGCAAAUUCGUUACGUCCUCUUGUAGCAUCCUGACGUCAUCUUCAUCUUUUAUCGCUCUCCAAAGUUUAAGGUCGUCUGCAAAGAGCGCUAUAUCUGACUUCACUUCCCGUACCAGGUCAUUUACAUAGAUAAUGAAUAGGAGCGGCCCAAGAACUGACCCCUGUGGGACUCCACUCGUAACAGGUGCCCAUUCUGAGCAGUAGCCGCCCGCAGUGACUUUUUGUUGCCGUCCGUUUAGGAAAUCUUGAAUCCAGUUCAGAAGAUGUCCUCUUAUCCCUACUUCUGAUAACUUUUGAAUGAGGCGCUUAUGUGGGACGCAAUCGAACGCCUUGCUGAAGUCAAAGUAAAUGACAUCAACUGGAUAUCCUUUAUCCAUGGCCUUUGACCAAUGUUCGAGUGACGAAAGCAGAUUUGUGAGGCAGGACCUCUUUUCGCAGAAGCCAUGUUGAACUGAGACGAUGUGAAAGCGGAAAGUAUCGAGUGAUGUAAUAGAUUUUUUAACUAUCCUUUCCAUCAGUUUGCAGCAAAUGCAUGUCAAACUAACCGGCCGGUAGUUGGUGGGACAUAGCCGUGAUCCUCCCUUGUGGAUAGGUACGACGCUAGCCAACUUCCAUGUGUCAGGUAGUUUGCCAGCUUCCAGCGAUUUUUGGAAGAUUAUAGAAAGUGGCUCUGCUAAUUCUUCAGCUAGCUGGCGCAGGAGUACACCUGGGAUCUCAUCUGGUCCAGGUGAGUUGGCAGGAUCCAGCUUAUUUAGCUCUGCUAAAACUAACUGCUAACAUCCUUGUUUUGCCGACGCCCUGCUGAGAACUGCAAAGCCUUCUUGAGCACAGCACUUACAGGCCGCCGAUGAUCUGAACUAUCAGCCAAACUGUUCCUAAAUUCCUGAGAUUUUAAACUGACUGAUUUGCGCUUCUGUAUGCAGCCUAUUACAUGCUAAAAACAAAAUAAUAUAAAAAGGCUAUGCAAAAGGAUCUCUUUUAGCUAACAGACUCGAGAUUAACGUUUUCAAAUCAGGUCUUAUGAUGAAAGUACCCUAUAAAUUUAAGUGAGUAAAUUAUGAAGUCUGAAGAGGACGAUGAUUCAUCCAAACUGAUAAAUUGUGCAGUCCGGGAAAUCUUUUAACCUAACGAUAAGACCACUUACUUGUCCGCAAGUUGAAACAUCUGCUUGAAAUCCAACAAUCAGCUGUGAAAUCCAGUGUAUUUUCGUGUUAUGUCUUAAAAAUAGUCCUUUCGUUAGAGCGAAGAACGUCUACUUAAAUCUACCUUUAACUGGACCUGAAGUUUGCCCAAACUCACUUUUGGAGUGAUAUCCGCCGAUAUUUCUUGAUUGAAGAAAGGGAACACGUACGUUUGAGUUCGCAGUAUAGCUCCGUUCUAGGUUGCUCGUCGGUGUAACCAUAAACAUUUCCGAUCGCAGUCUUAAAGUCAUGAACCUGGGGUUAAAAUGCUAGAGCGCCUUAUUAACUGGCCGACUGAACUAACUCCAAUAGUUCGAUUGUCCCCAGCCUGCAGCCGGUUAUGAUCGGCCGACGUGAAGAACAAGCAAGAAACGGUCAUUGCAAUCUUCCUUUUUCUCUGACGGUGUUGCCCACCGACUAAAACUUUCUUUUACCGCAUAUUUUGGAGGUGACUAUUGGUUUCAGCGAUUUCCGACAGCCUGAAGAUAUCUGCCAUCUGAGAACGUUUUUUAAGCGUUUGCGUGAGCGUUUUUAACUGAAGAUAACGGCGGAAAAGUUCCUUAACUGAAUACUGGCCGACAGGUAAAAUGGCUUUCAGGAGAUUUAAUACGCGCGUUAGGUUGUUUGUUAGGUUGACCGUAAAAUAAAAUGGCUACUUGCUAUUAUCGUAGUAAACACUGCGAGAUUUCUGAAUAUCGUUCGUCUUAGGCCUGAAUGGUUUCUUCCAUUGUGCCCUUGAGCAGAUUAAUUUCCCGAGCAAUGGCUUCAUUAGUAUGAGGUUCGCUUGCAAGCAACCAGUCAAUCUAGCAUCUAUUAUCAUCGCACUAUCGGGAAACAUUUAUAGUGUCUCACCGCUAUCCUCUUGGCUAAUUUUAGCAAAGCGUUUUUGCAACUAGUAUUAUUUCUCAGUAAUAAAUCACCUGAUCUGGGGAAGCCGAAAAAUGUUUGUCUACAGCAAAUUUCAGUAGCGUAGAGUAGUAUUCGACUGUGUUAGGUGGGGAUGAUAGAAAUCGAACCGCAAGUUUCGGUUCCUUAAAAAGUACGCAAUCCUAAAGCUUAUUCUCAAUAUUUAAGGUCCGCCCGCUUAUGCGGUACGCACACAAUUUUCUCUCAAAGUUUUGUAUUUUGCGUCUUAUAAUGAAAACUGACGGUUGGUAAAUGCUGUUUUUGUCCUAGGUCGUGAUUUUGAAGUUUCGGCGUGCAAAACACAACCCCAAUCUAUGUAACUCUGUGUCUAAGCAUCAAAACGUCCUCGCAGGCAGACUGAAAAAUAACAGUAAUAACGGUUUCAACUGACAUUAAUUAAUACGCAUCAUUAACACAGAUUCGCAAGUCGGGAGCUAUAACCCCGACACUCCGGUAUAUAAGACGAAGUUUUACCCACUAUGCCACGACAUCUACGGGAAUGUGGCCUAACCUUUGUAUCAGUAUGCUUGGUCCAAAUAAUUCCACAUCUAUUUCUUAAACUACGAUGACAGGUUCUGCUAUGUCUGGAGAUAAUUUCUUUUGUAGUCGGAGAGGUGCAUCUCCACUCAAGAAUCUGUUUGACUUACCCAAAAAGGAGGAGCACUCUCACAGGAGAGUGUUUGUCUUUUUUCCCAUUAUUCUGACACUGAAGGAAACUUCCUAUUUUUUGUUGCAGUAUUGGCACUAUUCCAGCGUUGCCCCUCAACUACGCCUACGACCGCGUCUUCUUCACCCUCCUUCGAGUCCCCGCUUCCUCGGAAGCGCCGGUGCAGUUAGUCGACGGAGCAACGGGCAGCUUGACGACAACACGUGUCCUGGACUACGAGAAGCUGCUCGACCACUCCUGGCCAUAUCUGGUGCAGGCAACGGAAAACAACUCUUACACUGCUACAGCUGUGGUCAGUUCAAGAGGGUUUUUCAUAGAACCUUCAUCUUUUGAACAGUCUUGGGCAAAUCGUUUAGACAAAAUGAAAACGAUUUACUCCCUUGCUCUCUUAAGUGCUAGAAAACUGACGGGCAACACUAUAUUACUAGAAUAAACCAGCAGUUCUCUCUCAACUCGUCCGAAACAUCAUUAAAAUUUUACGUUGAACUCUUUUGCCGUAACUGCGGUUGUGUAUGUUGGUGAUUCUAGACGCCCAACUGUCAACAAUUUAUGUAAUAUAGACUAAUAGUAAACGUUCGCUCAUAUUUUCUAAGACGUUAAUUUGAUUCGGUGCACUUAGGACCCUGUUGGGUCCAUCAAAUCGUCCCCUACUAGCCCUCAGACAAACGUUUGCUUUUAAACCAAACCUCCGCCCGUUAAAAUUUGACUGGUUGCACAAGUUAUCCGAUCGAGCUCUUUUCUUGCGUACUUUUCAGAUGGUCGUCACAUUGGUAGACACCGAUGACAACCCUCCAUUCUUCCAACUGGCGGAAUAUGAAUCGCAAACCGUUCGCGAAGACAUACCCAACAACACUGUUGUCAUAGAAGGUAUGUUGUCAUUAUGAGGACUGCCCGGCAGAGACAUAUUUUCCGAGAACUACUGGAGAAAUCGAGCAUUUUAAGGCAAGAUGAAUUAGAAUUCCAGACUUCUAAAGCAGUCAGAGGACUCACUGUUAUGACACUGAAAAGCCUAGGCAAAAUUUUCCUCCUUAUACCGUGUACAAACCAGGCUUUUAUCGGACUUCCCUAAUUUCGCGUUUCCUCCUGAAAAAUAAGAAUACCUCAAAAAAUUCCAAAUUGUUCCCUUAAAAAUAUUAAGUGGGCGUUUUAUUUUAGUAAUGCCGGACGAUCGGGAUGUUGCACCAGAAAAUCGACAGUACGUGUACUCACUCAGCGGCGGAGGCGCGGCGAACUUUUACGUCGUCAGUACACCAAGCGGUGCAGCUCAAAUUCGAACUGUGCGGUGAGUCAGUUUGCGUCUUUCUCAGGCCUAGGUAACUGAUUUUUCCGUCUUUUGCGAAUCCCAUGAUUUCUCAGUUCGACUGCCGCGGACGGCGACCUCCACCGUGUAACCCUACGACGAAGGGGAGGGCUCAGCGGCUGACAAAGUUGAACAGCCCGUUCGCACUUGGGAGACCGGAGCUGGCUCUCGCACAUCUGUCGGCGCACUCGCGGAAGCAUGGUGGCGAUUCGGACCCCGUCCACGUGAGAGUGCCAUGAGGCCGCAUUCAGACGGAGCCACUGCAAACUUUCUAGCCUCACUUCGACUUGCUUAUCUUUCGGUGCAGGCGGUCAGUGAAUCUUUCAAACCUUAUUUUUCCACCAUUCUAGGUCUCUGCGUUAUGACAAUCUGCCUCCAGGCCGACCGUUCUACGAACUUACCUUGCGUGCUCAGAGUCCCCCGGGCGAUGCGACCACCCUGAUUCGCGUGCGUAUUCAAAACGUUAAUCGUAACGCACCCGUGCUGAACCCGAUCCCCCCGCUUCAGGUUUUUCGAGACAUUGCGCCCUCCAGUGCCUUUGUGCAAGUCAGCGCAUCUGAUGCCGAUGGGAGUCCCAUGCGGUUCUUUUUUGUCAAUAACGGUGAGUCUCCAGCAUGACCGUCAACAGAUAAUUCCAUUCGUUCGACUGUGAUUUGAGAGUCCAAAGACGGCCAUACCAUCAGAUCAUCACUGCCGUGUAAUUGUAUUUUUCUUUAAGCUACAAACAACCUCGUCGGGGUUCUUGGGCCCUUUCGACUGGAUGCCACCAGCGGCAACGUCUACGUGAAUUCAAAGCCCGAGUUAAAGGUCUACUACCUGCUGAUUCGUGCCGAGGAUGACGGCAGUUGCCCUGGUUGUCCCAUUUCAAGCCAGCGCCUUCUUAGCGAGCCCAUAACCUUACAGGUCGAGGUAGUUGAUCGCAACGAUCACGCGCCGACCUUCAGCGUCUGUCCACCCAGCAUGACUAUCAGGGAAUUGGCACCGGCAGGAACAAGAAUUGGACAGGUAACUGGUAAACUGCCGAGUCGAUAACUGCAGGGGUUUUCGUUGGCUGUGCGACUUAAGCGGCAUUUGUAGCACAAAACUGAAAUUCCAGUACAAAUACCUUCUUGUAGAAGCUGACCCCGGCAGACUGGAAGCUCCCACGGCAGUCCAGCGCUCGUAGAACUAAAGGACUAAGCAAAAUUGGUAAAAAUACUUAGUGAGGCGCAAGUCGUACCGACAUGUUUACUACCUUUUCUCCAGCAUUCAUGGUUGGUCUUCGUAAACCUCACUGCACCAUCUCCUUUUUAGGUGGCGGGAGCAGAUUAUAAUGAUUUAUUACGUCCACUCCUCCCUAAACGUCCCAUUGUUUGUUAUGCACCUGUAUUUUUAUGUUAUAGUGGUUGGACUUGUUAUGUGCUUCCAUGCUCGCCGUGAAUAUCCUCGGACACGACGGUCAAACUGUCAUGCUCCUUUUGGGACACAUGUAGCGUCUAACAGCGAAGUUCGUGCGCUAAAUUUGCCACCACCUGUGCUACUAGUCGAUAUGAAAUUGUUAUGGAUUAACAUGCCGAAGGAGGAAGAGGAGAGGGAGCUAACCUCGUAGGAUUAAACGCGUUCUUGUAGUCGCAUGAACCCAUUUUUCCACAUCACUUCCUGUUUGUCCGUCUUCGUAUCCAUUUUCCUUCCAAAACCUACUUCUAAUCGGUAUUCCUUUGUAGUUUCCCCUGUUUACUGACAACAUAUUGUUUCAAUUAACCGGUAUAGGAAAGUUUACUGGGUUCUCAUAAUUAUACCCAUAUGAUGGUCGUAUAGUUAUGCAAUGCACAAGCAAAUUCAGUUUGGCAGGAUUUUUUCGUCAUUGGUUUCUCGAAUUUAACGCAGUUCUCGACCAAUUGUCGACAGUUUACAUGUGCAGUCAUUUCUGCAGCCUUUGUUCUUUCAGUCGAGGGAGAGUUUCAUGGUUCUGGACUUCUGUUGGGCUUUGCUGUUGUCUAAGCUGUCUCUUAUAGUUAAUGAUUGUUUUGGCCCCACUGACAGCGUACUCUUGACUGAGGAAGUACUGACUCUAGACCACCUCAUGUAAACCGGGCCACAGUGUGCCACUGGCUAAAGAGAUUCCCAAACUUCCUACUUGCCUAGGUAUUCUGGCUGCGAUCAGGCUAUUUUUUGUUUUUUUUUAGACCAAUCCCUGCGUCAACCACACUACUUAGCCACCUCACAGUUGAAGAUUCUCUACCACAUUUUAUUGACACUCAAACUGCUCCAGAAACAGACUGAGUUCCUCGUGCAGUCUGCUCCUCCUGUACAACCUCCCCACAGUGUAUUUUUAAAAAGGGAGUGCUUGAGUCAUUAACCUUUGUUCGUAAAGGUGGGCAGUACUUUUUUUUAUAUCAGUCGGGGUUCGAAUAUCGCUGUAAAUUGCGUAGUCUUCUGUCAUUUGUCGGAAGUCGUUCUGAAGGUAUACAUCAUUCAGUUAAACUGAAAAACCUGCUAGGCCUAAGCAUCUAAGCCUGGCGGGAUAAUUAACGCUGACGAGAAAUGCACACUCCGGUUAGCGCCUAGCUGACAGGCCUCCUUGACAUCUUGAUCGGCAGCUGAAGCGCCCGUAUUCAGCUGAGCUUAAUGCAUGAAUUGUCAUUCUCAACAUUUUAGGUCAAGGCUACGGACGCGGACGAUUUGGAACUCUCAAAAACAUUAAUCAAGUACUCCCUUAUUGGAAAUACAGUUUUCUCUACCCCAACUAAGUACCUGCAAAUUGAUGUCAGCACUGGAGUGAUUACAAACGUGGUCCCAUUGGAACGGGCUGCAGGCUUCUAUGGAGGCAUCCUGCCUGAUCAGCUUUACUUUACGGUGAAAGCUACGGACUGGGGUGCGUUGACGGUGACACUCUGUGAUAUUUACUAAAAGAGAGAUGAAAUGCCAUUCCUAUGCCUGUGCAUUAUUUCUGGCUAAUAUCUAACCAUUUACGAGGACCCAGAGGGCAGUGGCCUUGCAAACGACCAAGGUCUUAAAAUGAAUAAUCGUUCUUUAUUUGCAGUUUUAGGACAUGUGGUAAAUCCAGUUCUCUACAUUUAUUUCCUACAGGCGUUCCGGAGUUCUGGAAUCUGUGCAAUUUUCAGCUCAUUAUAGAGGACAUCAAUGACCACGCCCCAGUCUUCGAUCCCCCAAACUACGCCGUGGUGGUGGAACGUAAUCAUAAUUUUGGCACGGGAAAGCAAACCGAGAUUGUCCGCGUUGUCGCUAUCGAUUUGGAUGAACAGGACACGUCGAAUUCGGAAAUCAUUUAUAGCAUUUCUUCACAAGUUUCCCACUUCACAAUAGAUAGUCAAAGCGGUGUGAUCAUGGUCAAUGGAAUCCUGACGGCGGUAAGCAGUCCUGUAACCUUUUUCAACUACUCCUAGGAGAAUGAUUCCCCCUCUCGACCCAUCUGCCUGCAGUCACUAGUGCCGAUUAUACAAACGUAUAACUCCGACUCCACCACUCCGCCAGCGUCUUUUAAAAUUUAUUUAAUUUUGUUAUUGUCUAUGUGACUAUGUUUGGGUAGACAUUUCAUCUUUCCAUAUUUUGUUCCCUUUAUCUCCACUUAGCCUCAGUACAACUUCACAGUCGAGGCGAGGAACCCGGUUGCACUGGUCGCCACGACAAAACAAUGGCAGACAGCCACGGUUACAGUAAAAACUACCACCGAUCCAUCACUACUACCACCGCAACUCCAAAUCGGUACCUUGUAAGUCUGCUGCACCUUUUGAAGCUAGCCAAUGUUCGUUUACGGAAUGCCUGCAGGAAAAGACCAUACAGAAACGGCCCACAAAGUAUUCGUGAAAUUCGCGAAAAUGCGGGCAGUAGACUGCCAGCCUUUCGUAGAGUACAAUUUGUUUCUCAUGCACCAUGUUUUUACAAAAUAUUAUUACUAUUUAGUGCUACUAUUUGGCGCAUCAUUUAUGCAACAUCUUUUAGAAUUCUGCUACGCAGUUUUGCAAGUGUAUUCUGAAUGAGUAAAGUCAGCUGUCACUCCGGGCUGUAAGAUAAAGCUUUGUUGGCUUCCACGAGUUUUAGAAAUGACCGUAUUGGCUGUUCCUAACGCAACUGAAUCGUAUUGCCACUUUUUCUGCCAUUAUUGCUCUUCCUUAAAAAGGAAAAGACAUCGUGAAAAUUACAUUACGGAAUAUAAUUGGCCUAAAUUUUUAGGUCCUUUCCACGAAAUUGUGAUUUACAGUAAAGAACGCCCUCGGGGAUUAUCUCCAAUCAGGCAUAGCCGCUCAGAUACGCAAAAUAUAUUGAGUCUUAAACUUGAGAAAUUCAACCAUACGUUUAGUGUUUAGUAGGUUUUCCUCGAAACUGUUGCUUUCAUCAAACGAUUCCGGAAGAUGAGUUCGGGGAGGUUGGGACAUUUGUUGAAUAAACUGUUGUCGUUCCGUCUAUCUUAGGGCAGGGGCUGAAGACGCGGCCGCAUUGACAAACCCCAAGCCAGUGGUCAGGGCAGAAAAGGGGAAGGGUGGUAAGAUGGAGUUUUAUGGAUGAUUAAAAUGGUAACUAGAGAGAAAAUAUUGUGGUUAAAAUAAGAAAAUCAUAAAUACGAAGAAGGUUGCCUAGUUCGGUUUACAAGCCUGCGGAUAAUUUGAAAUAGUGUGUCGUAAGAUGUCUGGCGAAUCGCUAGCCUUCUCGAAGUGGUCAGUUGUUAUAAAAUGUAACGAAACGGCAAUAGUUAUCACUAUCAACUAACUGAUCAUUGACUUAAUUGCUUAGUAACGAACUUAUGGAAAUACUGAGUAUAUAACCAACGAUUGUCGAAACGUUAAAUAAAACUCUGACCUUAAUUCUAAACAUAACACUAACCUUAUAUUUGAGGCUUAUCUUUAGCAUAAACCCAAUCCUUACCCAGCCCUGAUUUUGAAAUCUAAACCUAAUUUCGAACUCCAGCCCUUAACUCAAACUUAAUCCUAAACCCUCCCUUGAGCCUAGAUCGAACACCAACACUAAACCUUACCUAGCUCUAAAGCUAACCGCUAAAUCCCAAUCAUAUUCCUUAAGCGCUGACUCUAGCCUUCAAUCCUAACGCUAACCCCAAAACCAACCCUAACCCUUAUCCCCGAGCCCUUAACAUAAUUCCAACUUUUAAACGCAAACAGGGCAUACAAAAAUGUACGUGUAGAAAAUUGACUUUAGAAACACUCUCCUGCCAUUUUUACUGCAGCUUGAUUCUUCACGAGCAUCAACACGCCUACCGAAAACAAUCUCAGUAGUGAUGACAAAGAGAACGUACAAAAUGCGGCCGCGUUGUUAGCCCCAUUCUAUUUUUAGCGGCAUUCAAGUUUCUUGUACGGAAGGCACGCCAUGUCAAAAAGAACCGUGUUAUGUGAAAGGGAGUAUGCGAGAGUGAAUACUUGUGUUGACGUAGCUCUAAGAAUCCCUACCUAACUGUCUUCAAAGGCACUCCACUGCAUCCUAGGCUACUGUAUAUCGAAUGUGUGAUAGGAUUUCCUUGCGUACUUGACUGAUUCCGCAAUAAAAUAUUUAGUUCGAUGUAAGUAUGGUGUUCUGUCGAGUGUUAUGUGGUCAGUUCCGUGCCCCGACAGCGUUGUAGCUUUCAAACUGCGCGAUCUAUUCAAUUCCGUCCUCCCCAGAAUGGGACUGUCAGCCGAGUCCUUUAGGGCACAAGGGGGUCUUAAUGAAUACUUUCUUGUCCACGCCCCAUGUCCGAUCAGGAAGAAAUAAUUCGUCUUGGGCAAACUGUAACAUAGUAGUUUGAGUUUUCAAAGUCCUUUAUUCUCUUAAUUAUGGUCAUGACGUCCAAGGGUGAAUGCAAAACAGCCUGUACCGGCCAAACCUGGAGAUAGAUUUGCGAACUAUUAUUUGCUACUAACUACAAAACUUUUCCUACAUCGUCUGAGGGGGAUCGUGCACCAUGCAGUGCUUCAGAACAGCUUUCACAAAAGCUUAAAUGAUUACUCUGCCUCCUUCUACUGCCAGCACCAACAUCCCGGAUUUUGAGAGGACUCUGUCAUUUGGAGAGCCACUGGUUUCGAACUGAUACACGGCACCUCCUUGGACCCUUUAUUCCGAAUACUCCAUUAGCUGUUUUUUAGUUGACUCUGGAUAUAAUGCAGACACUGGCAGCCAAUAUCAUCGUCCAUUGCAUCGAACUUGUUGUAGGUCGAGUUCGAAGUUGAAAUUCCAGGAAUUUUUGAAUUAUCGACCCAGAGGGAUUCUGGAUAUGCCAGACUCAGGGAUCUGACUCUACUUCGCGAAAUGAAGUCGAAACGGCAUCUUUUGAAAAUGUUCAUGUUGCCGAAUUUUCAAGCAAAGAAUUAACCUACUGAGACGAGAGCUGUUCUUCCCUAAGCACGUAUGAGACUUUCGCAGCACUUGCAGUAGGUGACCCUCCCGAUGAAAGAUAUCGAAAUUUACGAAAGAUUGUUACUCACUCGCAAAACUACAUAAACGAAUGAAUCACAGCUUUGAAAUAAUUGUGGAGAAGCUUAACCGAAUUGGAAACUUAAAAAAAUAUUAACGUUUAUAUAACGUUGAGUAGAAAAGCCAACUUUUUUGGAAAAAUAGGAAAAUAACGAGAUUUUCAGAAGUCAUUUUAGCUGAGUAAAUUUUAGUGUGCGAUGCACAGCAAGCCCGUCUAUGCAAAAAACGCGCAAAUAAAGCAGUAUAAGUUGAAUAGCGUUUGAACAUGAUUCUACGUUGAACUUUACAGUUAAAUAUCAUUCAUGAAGAUGCCUAAUGUCAAGUAUGGUAGUUAGCCAACAGCCCACUACAAAUUGCAAUCGGUUUCGGGGAAAUUCGCCAUAUCUUUUUUCAAUUUUACAUUGUUUGGGAUGCAGUUGACUGAGGCAGACAUGUUUUUCGCUUGACUUCGCCAGAAGGGACGUCUCAAAAAUGGAAUUUUCAUAAAACCACUUGUUGAUAGGCUGUCAGUGACUAAUACAUUUAAACAUUAUUGUUAUUUAAAUCGUAAGUAUACCAUUUUGUACAUACUUCGAUAACCUUCGCACUACAAUGGAAGUCACAUGUGCCUAAGAUCAAUUAAAACACUUCCUUUUAUAAGUCACCUUUUGAAAAAGCGCAUUGAUUGAGUAUUUUGCUGACGAAUGUCUGCCUACGCAACCUUUUUCAGAAGGUUAAGCCAAGGUAGACAUUGGCACAUUCUAUCGGUGUUGUUGAUUUUCUCCCUGGUGCUGUUUGUUCGCCAUUCCUCAAUUUCUUCCUCUUAGCGUUCCACGCUUCAAGGAGAACCAGGUGCAUGCUCGCGUCGCUGAGGUGACUGGCACGCCGGCAGCUGGUGCUGACUACAGCCUUUCCUUAGAACAAUUUCCAGGAGCUUUCGAGCAGACCGGUUGGUCCAACAGUCCCCCGCCCUUUACCAGUGAACUUGUGCAGGGCACGAGUGCCGUGACAUUGCGACUCCUAUCUGGUUCCAACUUCCUCUACCAGCGUCUCAAUCGCUAUAUCAUCCGCGUACGCGGUUGUCGCAAGCCAACAGAUGUCGAGUUGGGAGAUAUCUGUAAGGAUCUGGUGCUGGUCUUCCAAUUGGAGGACGUCAACGACAUGGUACCGCAAUUUAUUGACCUUUGGCUGUUGAAUCAGAUCUCUAUCCCCGAAAGCAGCCCGCGGGGAACGGAGGUGCUCACGAUGUUCGCCGUUGAUACCGAUACAGUGCCGGAAUAUCGUACUGUAAGUGGUCAGCUUUUGAACGCUGUUGGAAUCCAAAAACAUGAUGUGGCUGUUACCGUCCACUUGCUUGGCUUAAUUGUAGGUUUACGCAUGCUGCUUCCUCUAUAUGCCAGAUCUAUGUCUUUCGCAUGCCCGUGCAUGCUCAUGUAGCCUCUACAACCCUUCUGGCCUUGUUGGUGAAUUUUAAUUCCUUGGGAUUUAAGGAAAUUUAAUGUAUUUUUGUUCCCAGGUUUUUAAUUCGAACUUUUGACAAAAACCCUGACAAAUAGCGGUAGCGCUGUGAACUUUUUUACUAACGUUUCAUGGUCCCAAUCUCGCUGUGACACCGCUGCAUUUUAUUGAAUAUUUGAUAUGCCAGACGUUGGCCCUCUGUAUUCUAUUAAUCAUACCGUCAUUUUUACACGAUCUAUUGUUUCGGUGAUAGCCUUGGUCGAAGACUUUCCUACAAUCCGUUGCCCAUAAGUGCCCCGUUUCCCGCACUUUUUUUUCAAGAAAAGGCAGUCGAAGAAAGCUGUACAAUCGGGAUUCACGGUCGCGGCAGCGAGCGGACAGUUUUUUGUUACUACUUGCUUCUGUCUUCCGGCCAAGCGAGGUUAAUACAACCUCCGUCGAAUCCAUCAAAACUUCCGAAUUUUGCCUUGAAUUAGAUAAAUGACUAAGAUUAGGGUGUGAAAGGCUUUUUUGAACAUUCCCCUAUUCAGCUGCGAUGCCUCACCCGUGUCUCCCUAAUUUAUCGGUCACCUGGAUGUGCUUGAUUAAUUGACCCUGCUUUCCAAUCACGUCUUCAGAGGUUUUGGAAGAACGCCUUUGCUCCAAUACGUCUUAUUCGUUGGCAAAAUUUCUCGUUUGUCCAUGCGCUAGGCCGAACAGACGGCAAAGUUACUUGGAAUGCUACUCCAUCCUCAUCCGGCCUCUCUAGCGACUACCUGGUGGUGCUCAACUGACUUUGAGCACUUGUGUAUCUGGCUCGGCUGUUCUGGUUCAACCGGUUUAUCUCCUGGUCAGCUUUGCCCGGAGAUAUCCCGCUGACCGAUGCGAUAAAGGGCGAUCAUGCAUGAGGGGGCUAACCUGUGACCUGAAGCCGUUGGAUGCAGUUCUUAUGGGACAAUCAAAAAUACAAGGUUAAUAAACUCUUUUUGAUUGCGUGUCGCCCUACCACCUCAUACAGCGCUUGAGGUUAGAACACUUGUAGGAAGUGGAGUGGAUGUGAUCCUUUUUCUUACAACCGCGUCAGAGCGGUGAACGGUGCUUUACAUCUCUGAUCACAGCAGAUAGAGUAUGAGUCAGAAGUCAGCGCAGUAAGGCGUCCCAGUGCAGCCCAUGCAAAGAGGAAUGACUCUGUUCCAUAUUUCAGGCUGUUUGCAUUCGGAAACUGUUGUAUCGCUAUCUGACAGUGGGAAGAAAGCCAGUCCUUCUAGUUUCACUGAUUUACUGAUUCGCUACUUUAGGGCAAAAAGUGCUAUGUGGGAGUGUUUUUGCCAAGUUGACCUGAUUGGAGGGGGCAUACGGAAGUUCCUUUCUCCCAGCACUUCCGUACCAGAACCUUUAGAAACAGUUGGGCACGAGACUAUGGACCCCUCUGUAUUGCAGGCGACCCUGUCCUAAAUUCAAGAGAGUUAGGAUCAGUGUUAGAGUUAGCAUUGAGGUUAGAGAUAAUGUUAGGACCCGGCGAUAAGUGUCCCCUGGAAUGUGGCUCAAGGUAACCUGUGAUGCAGUGAGAGACUCACAUUCCAUGUCCAGCACAGCCGCAUAAAGUCGAGUAAUGUAUAAACAGGAGCAUUUAUCAACGAAAAUUAAACCAAGACUGUCCAGCAAAGCCGUCAAACCUUUCAGAUGUGCUUUGAGCUUUCAGUCAGUUGACGUUAAUCUUCUUAGUGAUUGUAGCCAAGCUUGGUGUCGGAAUGUUUUCGCUAACUUAGCGCAGUAGAUUUGGCUGAAAAACCGGUCUUUCCAACUCUCAUAAUGGUCGCGUAGUCCAUUUGACUUUUUCUGAACUGUUCUCCCUAAUUUCUGCUUUCAUUGUUCGGCAAUAUCUCAUUACAAACUUUCUAGCUUCUGGCUUUCCUUGGCUAGGUCACUUAUUCUCUGGUACCAACGACCGAUUCUCCUAAAUUCCUCAUCCAUAACUCAAUACUGCGAACCAAUGUGGAUGUUCUGGACCAUGAAACUAAGAAGACUUAUGUCGUUCAGAUUAGCGCAAAGGACGGAGCACCAUCUUCUUUCGGAUCGGGAGAGCCAAACUCGGGUGAGCCCCUUUCGUUAAUUCAUUGUUAGAAGUCAUGCUCUCCGUGAAUCAUGUUAUGACUUUGCAGGAGUUCAAAACUCCGGCCAAAGUCAAACGGCAGGUGCAGAGAUUUUGUGGCCGCUUUCCCUGCACGCAAACUUCUGGAGAUGCAGUCUCUUCCACCGUUUGUGGCCGUAUUUCUCCGCAUCGGGCUGGUGAAUUCUGCGGUACGAAGGUUAUUCGAAGGAUAUAAUCACUAAUCGUCAUGAAUCGACAAGCCACUCUGUCCAGGCAGUCUUAGAGUUAAAGGAAACAAACGGAAAUAAUCGAUUUUGCCCGCCGAAUGCAGUCCGGUCUUAAAUCGCACUUGUAUGCACUAAUUGGUAAAAUUGUGCGGGCGGCCGUUCACCGAUGGGUGCCCAAAACGAAUGACUGCACCCGGUGGCCUAUUGCAGGUGCCGGUGACGAACCCGCGGUAAUCAAUGGCUUGAAGGCGGACAAUAAAGUCAGCACCAUAACAAAUGGGAAUGUGUGAGAUAAACACUGGGGGCCUUGCACUUAGCAGGAGUGUUGUGCUAACCCCGUAAAUACUGCGCCCUUUCGUGCGUCAACAACCUCCAUCCGUUGCUGUCUCUGAUGACUGGUUCAAGAAGGAAUCCGAGCCAUCAGGCGGAUACGAAUCCUCUUCCGUGGGUCGAUUCCGCCCUUUUGGAUUAGUUAGCAUAGGCCAAACAUCCCCUGUAUUCAUGCAUGGGUAUGCCUCAACUUUUGAUUAAAGAGAUGGUCGUAUUCGAGGGCAUGCGCAAACACGAGUUACCAAGGCCCACGUCGGCGGAUGGCUAGGUUAUGUUCGUUUAUACACGUCCAAGUCGAUGGCCUGUAUGAAUGUGACCAUCACUUCAAUUGGGAAGGAACUGAAAUUUUUGUCAUGGCAAACACCAAACAGGCCCGAGAAUUCAUCGAAGCCUGGCACUAACACGACUAGCAUCAAUCGCUAAUUCAUACCGGGCCAUGUAUAAUCGCACUUGUCCGCCGCCCCCUACCCCAGACACAGUGAACCUCAACUGCAACCCUUAACGCCUCUACGUUAGUUCACUGACCUCUGCCCGCAUGCCGGAUCGACGACCAUUAAGUCCACUGUCCGUAGUCACAUUGAAUCGUCAACCCCCCCCCUACCCUCCAACACAGGGAGCUGAAACAGUUCCCUUUUCCACCCCCACUAUAGAGCCUAGCCUAAUUAUGUCUCCAUCCCCCCUUUCAUACAUUAGUUGCUUACCUGUUAGUGGCUGCCCUGUCACUCCAACCAAUUUUGUCUGACCAUUGCGCUUUUUCCUCUGUUUAUUUCGUCUGACAACGGGUUGGUGCCCCCAGCUCGAAAAUUCCCGAAUACAACUCGAUUUUUCCGACGAGCUUUCUAUCUUCAAGGCUACAUAUCUAUAACUUUGUGAUGGAAUUCGAAAUAAACAGGUAUUCUAUGACGGCUGCUGAUGGAAUCAUGGGUAAACACGGAGUUCCAAAUGCCUGCCAAUUCGAUCGGCCACAACCGCGAGCAGUGGGUAUCAUGUUGCAGCUGAGCUAACUCCCACAAAGUAGGUCUACUUAUGUGAAAUACGCAACAUCACCGCUUAAUUCCUGUCGUCAAAAUUAAGUUCAUGAUGGACCAUUUUACACAUGGCAGGAUUCACAAUCAUAACCUGGACAAAUGCAUUCAGUUUUCAUGUGCAAAACAUAACGGUAAAUUAAGUUUGUGAAGAAUUACAAAUCGACGAAAUGUUCUGGAGCUGACUUGUACAGCGCUUCAAGGGAGUCGACCAUCAUUCAGUUCACGGAGUAACGUAACAAGUUGUCUAGUUUGCAGUAUGGAAGCAGCUUUCUCAAGCCACGAUCGGUGCACCUGUUCUACUAAGUUCAAUAAGAGUUAGUGCCAUGGCGGAUCAGCGAGAUGCUAAGUUUCCAUUAAAAAUUACUUUUGUUCGCUUUACGGCUAGACCCUAUGAUCGUUUAUAUUACCUUGCUGAUCUUGUAUUUAGUGGGUCUCCCUCGGUUGGUAGGUCAGGUCAGCUUAGUGUAACCGAAAACAAACUGUCACACCAUGCGUAGACUCGCGUUGAGCAUCCAAAGAGCAGAUGGACUUUACUUCCUCGAGUAUACAUGGUGGAGCGUCACAUUUUGGUCAUUCAGUCCUCUGUGUGCACGGCCACUACGCCUACACAAUGUCCGUCAAGAUUUCAAGUCUAAACAGGCUAACGCCACUGAGUUUCUUGAGGGUGUCCUCGCCAAUCUAAUCCGGUUGCAGGAAGAAGCAUGUUCGUUGAGUUGUAUCAGGACAUUUAGGCUGCGAAAACCCAGACGAUUGAGAGCCAAGAACGAUCGAUCACCCCAAUGGGAUAGGAGCGCUAGGAUGACCGUCGCUGGCAUGGUUAUCAUCGCCAACCAGCUGCCUGCCAAACCCAGAUUCAGCGGAGUUUCUCUCUUUAGGCUAACCGAAACCAACCAUUCUGAAUGUGACUGAGCACGACAAUGGAACGUGGUUGCAGGAUGGUUUGACGUCAUUUCGUUCUGUCCGGAAGCCCGGGCCAGGUUUCUCGCAGAUAAUCGCACAGCGACAAAGUUGACAUCAUCAAAGACUAGUAAUUGCACUGUUUAAGGAAACUUUGAGACACGAGGUAGUUUUGGUCAGGAGGUCUUUUCUCCGGCAAAGCUUGCUGUCGACAAAGCUUUUCUCCAGAAAAUCGAUUUUGUUUUCAUUCUGUUUUUUCGUUACAUCUUUUGUCUUUUGAGUACGGUCGUCCUGAAUGUGCAUUUAACAAAAUUUACCGGUUGUAAUUUCCUUAGCCUUCCAAUUCCUUACCUAUCGAUAAGUACUAAGUGGGCUCAGUAACGGUCAGGGCUGUUUUGUUUUUAAUUAGUCGCACCAAAACUGCGGAAUUUGUCACUCGUCCGUGUCUUCAAUAGGGGACACUUCGUAAAUUUCCUUGUUUCGAAGUUUAAAAUGAAUCAGGAAUCGCUUUGGUCAAGCUUACUCGGCACAAAAUGACCUUUCAGCCUGCCUAAAUCCAUGGAAAUACACUGUUAAGACAUCUUAUGGAUAUUACGCGGUUAUUCUGCUGAAAGUGAUGCGUUUCAGCUUUAAUAUUCAUUUCAACUUUUGGACUGAGUCUAUAAAAUCUCAUUCUUCAUGAUCUGUCAUACUUAUUUCUGGAAAGAAUAAAAACUAAAAUGUUAGAACUGGUGUACCCACGAAAUAGCACACAGGAACGUUUUGGGCCACCGAUGAACCGAACUCCUUGCAGCUGGCUCACGCAGCGGCAGAAUUUCGACGAAACACGCGUCUGGUCUCUAACACUAAUACAUGUGCAGUCAAUUUGAUAAAUUAUUUAACAAAUGGUAUUUUUGUCUCCCCGUCUGACCCCGCCGCUCUGCACUCUUUUCUGAAUGCCAGUGGAAACCUCGCUCACAAUCCACAUUCUGGACGUGAACGAUAACCCACCGAUCUUUGUUAACACGCCCUACGUGUUUACUGUCUCCGAGACGGCGCCCAUUGGCCAUAAAGUCGGACAAGUGGAGGCCAAGGACGCUGACGACACCUCCACGCUGGCUUACCUGCUGCAGGGCAUCGUGCUGGACUUCGCAGUCAACUCGGUCACCGGGGUGAUCACUGUAGCUCGGCGUCUUGAUUACGUAUCUCAAGAGGUUUGUCAUCCAACCCCUUCCUCUAAAAUUUUCGCCGAACCAGUGGGCUGUUAUCUCCAGUCAGUUGGGAAGAUCCCCAUAGGUGCGUGCGUUGGUGGCCAACAGUGCCACCAUGGAGGCGUUGACUAGGCGACAUACUCAUUCGCAAAGCAAGUCCUCUUGCCCUCCCUCCGACAGCUAACAUGCCUGCAGGCAACCACUACGUACUAAACCUCCCGCAUAACUAUCUGCAACAUCCAAGUAUGUAGAAAACAAGAAAAAGUUGCCUGAUUUGAAUCGGAAUGCGGAGUAGCGUAGAGCGUAAACUUCAGCUGCUUAGGUGAAACUUUCCGUAGGCUUCAAUAAAUCAGCUCAUUGACUAUUUUCAUAUUUUGGUACCUUACCGUAGUUUUUUAGUGAUGCAUUCCGUCUCAGGCCGAAGGCUUUCUAUUCCUUUCAAUCUCGUACUUCCAGCAUUCUCGCAACAGCAAAACAGAAUUGUUGACUAAUGCACCUAUUUGCUUUCCACUGAGAAUCCCACCGAUAUCAUUACUUAGGCUCUGCGUACUGCCUUACAGUGAGUUCCGAUAUUUUGGUGUAGUAAGUUAUGACUAUGGAAGAAGUCCAAGAUGGUUUCAUCUCUCAUAGUCGUUUUGUGCGGAAUUGCACUUAGCAGGAGCCCAUCGAAACAUAGGCGUGGAACCUGAGAGAUGCAUAUCUAAUUGCAGUUUAAACUAACAGUUAAUGUACAACAUCAUUUCUUCCAGGGAUAUUAGGGCAUGGUCAAUAGGCGACAUCAUUGUUUAGCUCAAACGGGGAAUUAAAUUUCAUGUUUUGGGAUAGAAGGGUGUCGGUCCUGUUUGUAAAGACCGUUCCGUCUUUGCAGACUUAAAUGUAAUUUCCCGAGCUGAGAACAACACAAGUAUGGGUGUCAAUCGGUGCACGACGCUUUUCAGAGGGCCAUCUAUUCGAGUUUAGGAUAACGAAACCUAUUGGAUUUUAUGAACGGCAGUUGGUGUUUCACUUCAGACUACAGGGAACCUAUAGACUCGCAUUGUCGGGAAACCUGCGUCAUCUGACACAAUUGAACUGUCGGCCUUCUGAUUGUGGGCUGGGUGCCCUGCCAUUCUGUUCUACAUGGCGGUCUAUCUCAUAUCUGUGCCAAUUGCCACUGCCGUGGUCGAUUUAACCCUUCAUCCAAUGUCUAUCAACUCUUAACAAGGCUGUGGGGAGGAUUUUGGUCAAGAGGGUUUUGCAGAUGUCUUAAGAGGACUCAAUCAGAGUGAUUUCAAAAUUUUGCAGCCCGAGUUACUGUGUUCCACUAAAAUAAUGCUUUGAGUGUGUUCUUUAGUAUGUGGGCUAAUCUUUUCGCUCUCAUACGAUCAAGGCAUUCGGACACAAACUAUGCCUCUUCAGAUGUCACGUGAGAGUAUCAGCCGGAGGUCGUUCCAUCAGUAGUCUCAUGGGUUCACAAAAUGAUACAUUCGGUAGACCCCUCAAACCUCGAGAUCACAGUUGAAAUCUGGUGCAGUACAAAAACGUUUCCAUCGCCACGUAAGACGCGACGCGCAACAAACGCAGCAUUUGAGUAUAAAAAGAAGAAAUCAAUCGUCGGCAAGGGUAAAUUAUUGAUCCGAGCUUUUGUACUGAUUCUGGAAUUCAUGGCCAAAAAUAUGCGAAAGCAUUAAAGUGGAAAGUGAAACUAUCGAACUAGUCAGUCAGCCCCACCUUGAGUCUGAGACUGAGGGCAUCAAGAGGCCGUCCGUCAGCCGGGCAACACAGUGUCUGAUGACGGGGGUUAAGUAUGGAUCGAUUCCCUCGCCUCAAUCAUCUCGCGCCCUGUCAUGUCCACGCUUCUACAGGACAGAUGUGGCCGCAAAAUCGAAAUCGUGAUUUUGUCCCGUAUUGAGAACAUCUACGGAAGCUUAACCGACUCCCACAAAACGGCCAUUUCAUUCCCGCACAAUCUGGCAUCCUGGUUUUCCCGAUAUUUUCCUUGGAUGCAUACCUUCUCGCCGAUUCGUGAAUCAGAACAGUCUCAUUAACCCUAUUUGGAAAGAUGUUCCAGCGCAUAAAUUGUUAAUUCCUCCCCCCGCCCCCGUCAGUUUGCGGUAGUGCGCCUCGUUCCAGCAAUCAAAGUCCCCUCCCCUCUUCACUGCUUGCACGCAAUCGUGUGUUUCUACGCUCCUCAAGACCAGCAUGCUCCAACGCGAUUCAGACCGUUCUCUGAACUCCCUCUGAGGGAUAGAACGAAACUUCUUUGCUUUUGCUGACGAUACUUUGUUUGUCGCAAGCGACGAGAGCCUCCACUGCCCUGAGCGGUGCCGUGCUGACUUGUGUGUGAAGCUAGAAUAAAUGAGAUGGGGUUUGGGCGUAGUGACUUGCAGAGGUGAGCAUUCCGUUUAAGCAUGCCAUGCAGGUGCUAACUCCCAACUCCGCACGAAAAAACUACAGUGGUUUAAACUCUUACACAAGUGAAAAGUCAAUUUGGCAAACACUUGUUUUCGGUAACUCGUCAUCAGACCAAAACACUUACAUAGAAGUUGAAAUUAUGCGAAGUUACAGGGUUCAUAAGGGAUUCAGGGACUACACACCACCCUCAUGGCGAGGCUUGCUAUGGGGUGGGCGGCGUGUCGUGGUCAUUGGGUCAAGGGGGGGAGGGGGAGGGGGGACAUAGGCUCUGAGUAAUGUUUGUACGUCGGUACGUUGUGCACACAGCACUGCCAUCAUCUGAGGUCGGAGUUGGCCACGGAAGACAGAACACCUGUGUUAACGUCUUCCGAUAACAUAACAUUGGAUUGGCUAGCUGUAUAGCCACCGCUUCGGCUGUAGCUAGCACCCGUUGGCGUAGGCCUCUGGAGAAGCUUGCUGGUGUCCGGUAGACAACUUGAAAGCCUUCUUUGGCAUCGACUCGGUGACUCGUAUCGAUGUGCGAGAAUAGUACUCGAAAUUGAUUUCGUUUCACCUCUGCCUAGCCAGGCCGGUGUGUGUUCACGUAUUCUCUUUUCCAGGCGCCUCCUUGUACGGUCAAUGUAUCCCACUCCACAGCAGCAAGUGAAUGAGUAAAUACACAUCGAUGUGGCCUGCAACGGUAGUCGGCCUUUACCUCCCAAGCAUAAGAGGGAAGAGUUAGUGAAACACACAUAAAUUCGCUGCCGGGGAAAGCGCUAGCGAUCGCUGUCUUCAGACGUCUUCUUACUAGGUCACUUUCUGCGUCCCCUUGAAAAGGUAGUCUUAUAAAUUAGUAACAAGCACAAUUAACAGUGCCAAAAUUUAUACAUAAAGAGGGAGACAUUGAAGCCUGGCUGCCAAGUAUGAGUUGAAUCAGGCUAUGUUUUUGGUUAGCUACCUCAGGCUACAAUUAUUGGCGUGUCAUGAUAGCCGUUUAGAGUUUACAGCGCGUCUAGUGAUUUAAAGUGAAGUAACUGGGCCCCCAAUUCAGGCUAGAUCUUCCCUGUUUCAUAUGAGUGGCAUGUUCUAGUGAAAAACUGACCACGGUAGCGGAUGCAGCAGGUGGCCGUGUGUGAACCCUCCCCCCUCCCACAUUCCUAACGAGUUCCACUCUCAUGUAUCUCUGUAGUCCAGACCUCAGCCAGGGUUCUCAUAGGCCGAAUAACGCGUACCGUGAACCCAGUGCGCACACCGGUUUGGGUUCGCGCAACAGCGGUGCGCCCCGUAGAAGGGAGCACCGUCCUUCCCACCUACUAUUGGUGCCGUUUCUCAAUAAGUGUUAAACGAGAUUCUGAAAUGAUUUUUGUGCUAGAAAGGAUUACUGAGGUGGGAUUGUAAUACUGAUCAUAAUGCAACACAAUCCCAAGGUAUUUCGGCCACGCUAGGAUGUGGGCUUUUGCGCUUCUUUCCGGCCAUUUGACAAAACCACACUGUAUAAAAGUUACUACCUAAAUAGUUUGAAUUGUUCACACUGCUUUUUGAUGUACACAUAAAUUCUGAUAUAAGUUUGCAGAAAUAUGCACAAAACAUCCUUCCUUGCACUCCUUUUAUAGCAAGUGGCGUUCUUCAGCAAAUUUUGUACCCAAAAGGAUAUUAUCCCCUUUUAAAGGAAGCUUUUUCCAUUCCAAAAUAAUCUUGAAUCCGAAAUAUCAUUGCACUUGUGAUCGGGUUUCCGAUCUACAAGCUAUACACUUCCUACAUAAGGAAAAUUGUCGAUUUUGUAAUGCUAUUAGGAAGGUACGAUAUAAGGCUCAUAAAAUUUUUAAUGGCUGCCAUCUUAAAGAAUAUCAUAAUUGUAAGCUUUUUGAAAACGUAAUUUACCAUCUGUUCGAGUGCGAAGUUUGAGCAAAAACGUGAGAUUCUACAAAACGGAUAUAAGAAUACUUUGUGCAUGCCUUCUACAAAAUAUGUUCCACUUUAUAAGGGCAUUGAAAAUCAAGGGAAAAACGCCUACUGCUUAAAUAGCCAUCUCUUGCAGGGUGUGGUUUUUACAGACGUCGGAAAGAAUCACAUUCCAAAAACUGGCAUUCUGUCGUGACUGAAAUAUCUUGCGACUACGCUUCACGAUAAUCAAUCGUGGGAUCGCACCUACGUAUUUCUUUUUAAUCGGAAAUAUCUUCCAGUAUUUCGGCCAAAAUUUCAGUAGUAAACUUAUAUAGCUCAGGCUCCACUUACUCUUGCUUCCGCUCUCACUUCCCUGUCAAUCGUUCCCUAUUUCACCUAAUCUGACUAACCUGACCUGAACAAUCAGAACCACCUUCUUUAAAUUAUCACCUUUGCUUUCCAGUUUGUGAUAUUAAAAUCAAUGGAGGCUCAUUUCUUGGACGGACAACUGUUAUUUAAGCAGCUGUAAUAAAUAGGCAAUUCCCUGCGUAAGGACCCCAGAAUUAGCCACACAUAAGCGUUCAACAUGUAGGCUUUUCUUAGCACUUUUACAAGGCCGACAUCUUCUGACCGAUAAUAUAUGCUGAUUUUCUUCCCGCGAUUUUAACGUUUUAAUGCGCUCUUAACUCCACUGUACUUUGAAUGUAUUGCUGACUCAGACUGUCAUCUUCGAAUCUAUUAAUGUCUUUUGUCUAUUUUUCCUAGGUUCACAACUUCAAAAUUGAGGUGACCGACGGUCAGACGUCUUCCAGCACUGACGUUACUGUGCACGUGACGAAGUCCAAUCAAAAUUUACCUGUUUUCUCACAGAAAACCUAUGAGUAUACCAUUCAGGAGCAGAGUACACCCACUCUCACACCCAGUGUACGCCAAAUACGCAUUUUAUUCAAACUCAAUCCAAGUAGUGUUUUCGCUUUCACUGCAUUGUGCUUCUAGGAGUACCUGGGGUCCAGAUGUUAUUCAAACGACCAAGUUCAUUACUGCGGACACAAAAGUUCUUAUUGCGCUAUGCCGUUUUAUGCCUUUUCGAACUUUUUACUCAUGUUCACCCAAUUUCCUAUAAGGGAGGCCAGUAUGCCCCCCUUUUCCGAAAUAUGUUAUCACGUAUUUCCUAUUUUUUUCUUCAAAAUAACUUGCCGGUCAACCUACAGACCCAGUCCGUAUAACUCAUUUUCCCUCCUUGUCGUAGUAGUAAUAGUAGUAGUAGUAGUGGCAGUAGCAGUAGUAGCAGUAGUAGUCGUAGUAGUAGUAAUUGUGAUGGCAAGUAUGCAUUCGAAUCCUAGUCAUUUCCCAUGUCAGUGGCUUUCUACCGACCAGAUUUAUCAGUCUGGAAUUAUGGUAUGUGGUUCGUCCUACAUCAUGCUAUUAUUCAUAAUUCUAAUCAUAACCCUUAUAUGCUAUUUCGUCCGCAUUAGUGAACUACUAGAUUGUCCAGCUCGCAGUACGUCCUGCUUGUACUCAUAGCAGUGGCUUCUUACGGGCCGGAGCAUGUAGACGCUACGGCACACAAUUAAUCAUUAUUUUAAUAAAAGUAGCCCUGAACGACGUUUUGUCUGCAUUAAUAAUUGCCCAGACAGCAUAGCACACUAUAACGUCAACCUUCUCGUUUCGUUCCGUUGGAAACCAGUGGUAUGAUUAGACCUAGGACGUAAUGCAUGACACUAGAUGUGGCUGUUAAUUACUGCAGACGUAAAACGUCUAAGGCCUAUGUUUAUAUCAUGAUGUGGGACAAAUCGCGCACUGAAAUGUCAAACCGCUAAAUCUGGCCGGCAGACAGCCGCUGGCAUAGGAAAUGACCAGGAGUUGAACGCAUAUUUGCCGCCACAAUUACUACUAUUAUGAGCAAGAGGGAUAGAUUGGUUAAACGGACGGGGGCUGCAGGCUCCCCAUCAAGCCAUGUGAACGAAAUAAUUAUAGAGCAUGUGAUGAUAUUGUCUGAGGGUGGCGCAUAUAAUCCUCUCGUACUCCAUUUUUUAUUCCGACGCUGAACAGGCCAAAGACUGAUAUUAACCCUCCAGAUAAUCCCUCAACUAUAAUCCAGUGAAAAACCCUCUUUCCUGUACACUCAAAUAGCGGACAGCGGCCUCGAUAAUUAUCACCCACCUAGCCUUUAGAGGCUGUUUGACCUUAACGAGAGCUUGCACAAGCGCGCAAAAGGCGGAGUAAGGAUUGUGACAAGUCAAACGGAGUGGAAGCUGAUGGCCCCCACAGCCUUUGCUCCGGAAGUUCUUCCGCGCGCCCCGACCGAUCAUCGUUCGCAUGGGCGCCCGUGUAUCGGGGCUGGCAACCGUAGAUUAUAGACACUCAGGGGACGUCCCGAUAAACUGAACCAUCUUAAAUGGGCGGUCAGCCUUGAGACUGCAGGUGUAUACAUAUCCGAACGUAUGCCUUUUAUUCGAAGAUCUCACUCGCUGAUCCGUAUUCUCAACAAUGCACUUUCCCAAAAACAGAAAUCCGCCGAUGUUGCUAAAUAAACCAUAGUUCCACUGCGUAGUUUUAAAGAACUGGGGAUCGCAGACUUGCAGAAGUUAAGAGGUAGAUACUGUAGACAAAAGGCCUGAAUGGUACCCCAAGAGGUGUGUUUACUUUGACAGAAUACGAGUACGUGCUCGCGAGUUGACUUUAUUGAUGGAAGCUCAAGUUUCCUUCCUUCGCCUUCUGCAUAGUUCUGCAGUUAUGCUAUUCCUUCCCUUCCUUUGGAAAAAUAAGUAGUAUGGAUUGUGCUUUCUUUGUAUUCGAUUAAACAUUCGGAAAUUACUACGUUUGGCUAAUGGCCUUGGCUAUACGUUUCCAGCCUAAGGCCACCGAUCCCAAUGACAACCCACGGAUAACUUACUCGCUCGGCGGUGCCUUUGCUUCCAACUUUGAGAUCGACUCGUCAACCGGCUCCUUGAAGGUCAUCAAAGGCUUAAGUCGCGAUGAGCCGCUAGGAAUGCCAGUAAGUAUAAUUUGUUGUCGGCUGUUUGCCCGCGAUACUAUCCACUUUAUUCCUGUUCUGAUGCCGGCCUUUGGAUUGGUGAUACGACCUGGCCAGCCCACUUAAAUUACUUGCAUUUCCAAGACUUAUGAUGUUACCCCGAUCGAGCCGCAUAAUUCUAUGUUAAUCCGGAUACCUCAGGCUGCUGACUUUCGAGCGAACUUCUUUUCGGUUGCAGGCAAGAACUAUGCUCAGCAAAAAUGACUACUUUUCUCAUUGAUUUUCGAUGCCCUCAAAAAUACAAUUAUAUUUUAUGAAGAACACGCACAAAAAUAUUCAGUCUUUUACUCAUUCGGUAGAAAACCACCUCUUCUUCCAGUUCUAUACUCGAAGGAAGGUUCUAAUUCGGUUUUCAAAGACUCCUCCAAUUCCCGAAUAAUUUCGAACCCAACCUGCUGUUAUACUUGCAUUCAGGGUUUCCAAAUUACAGGCCGUAUAUUUUCCGCGUACGCAAAACCCUGCAUUUUUCUACGGUAUUAAGAGAAAACCACAUGGAAUUCAUAAAAUUUGGCAGUGGAUUUGAACCAUAUUGUUAGCUUUACAAGCCACCUUGGUAUAUACAGAGACAUGGCAUUUUAUGAACGGCAACUUCAGAGUAUUAAAAAAUCUCACAAUUAGAACCUUUUUUAAAACCGAAUCGUACCUCUCCUUCGAGUAUAAAUUUUGAAGAAGACGUAAUGUUCUACCGAAUGAGCAAAAUAAUGAAUAUUUUUACGCAUGUUUUUCAUGAAAUAUGAUUGAAUGUUUAAGGGCAUCAAAAAUCAAUAAGAAAAAUUCAUGCUACUCAAGUAGUCAUUUUUGCAGGGUAUAGUUCUUGCAUGCAGUCGGAAAGAAGUUUAUUUGAGUGCCGGCACCCUGAGGUAAUUGGAUUAUUAUAGAAUUAUGCUGCAUGAUAAUUAGUUCUACAACCCUAUUUAAUUAUUUUUUUUCGAAACGAGAUUGUAUUUCAGAAUUUCGGCUGACAUUUCAUGAGUUAGCCCACCUACUGUAUCAUGCAGUCUAAGGGACGAUUUCGCAGUGGAACCAAACUCCCCGGCACUUUGUAGACACAGGCAGGACUGACGUAUUUCUCCCAGUCCUGUGGUUUCCUUUGUAACCUCUCACGUUUUACCACACUGUAGGUCUACAUGGUAUCUGUCAUAGCCACCAACGCAGUCGAUGCGUCCUACGCGGUGGUCAAAGUGACUCUGACUGACGUCAACAAUGAGUUCCCGCGUUGGCCGUAUCCCGAUCAGACAAUUGCUCUGCCGGAAAACACGCCGGCUAACACGGCAUUUGCUCGUCUUGCGGCUCCAGACGCCGAUAUUGGACAAAAUGCCCAGUCAACCUAUGUCUCCACACCAGAACACGCCGACUUUCAAGUGUCCGCUAUCGGAGAUAUCAUGGCACUCAAGGUUCGCCCCAAGUUGUUUCUCCCGCAUUCUGUUUAUGAUUAUUUUGGCUGAUAAAGCUACUACGGGCAACUAUUCCUACUUCAGUGUCCCCCAUCUCUCUCUCUCUCUCUCUCUCUUCACUUGUAGCCACGAGUUUCGUUAUCCGUUUGUGGGUAGUAGUGGCAGUUUAGGGAAUAGUCUUCAUACGCAGUAUGGCCACGUCAUGGGUAAGAGUAAACUGUCAUCGUUGACACGCCGUUUAACGUAAUUAGUGACAGAAUGAAGUUGUGGAAUGAAGCUGUUGGUUGCGCUGUUGAGCGAUAGUUGUGACUAUUGGAUACUGAUGGGACAGAUUAUCUUUACAACUUCCAUUUUCACAAACUCUCGUUAAUCAUUUAAAUCGCACUCUGUGAGGACCUUCUGGAAAAUUACUUGACGGUUUGUCAGAUAUGUAGCCCUACACACUAAACUAUUUACUACUGUUGAGUGUAGGACAUAUCCUCAACUUCACUUUGAAUUCGCAUAGGAAUGGGGUUCAUCGAUAUGUGGUCGUUAUACAAUGGAACAUGAUCAGUUUCGUUUGGGCUGGAGAAUUCAGCACGGAACUCCGCUGGUAUUCACAAAGUAGCAAAAGACCAGUAAUCAAAAAAUGUUACUGGAGUAGGCAAGGCAGACUUAGACGCAUAUUUCAGACUCCAUCACGGUCAUCAGCUAGCCACACGCAGACUACAAGUAUACAUUUGAGAUUCGGACGCGGGUUGGAUAAUGGUCAGGCCACUAUGGCGGCUGGGGUCGGGAUGUAACCUUAUAAUAAGGACAAGCCAAGAUUGGUCAAUCCCUUCUACUUGGGUUUUUCUGUGAAAUCCUCAUUUCUGUCAAUAACAUUGUUUAUUGUCUCUUUAGCUUAUGUACUAGGAUGUAAUGGCUUCUGGUUGAACCCCCCCCCCCCCGAUUAAAUGUACCUGUUUUAUGGAACAUGUUUUGAUCAUUUAUUCCUGACGCUCAGUUGGAUGCCUUAAAGUUCGUGUUGAAACGAAUUCUUAGGAGAGAAACAUGAAAAUUAUAUUUCCGGUUUUUAAUAGAAGCAUUACAUAGAAACACAUUGAACUGCUUUGCCGAUAAUUCGCGCAAGCAACUGUCCGCGGGUUUGCUUAGCCUCGUCAAAAGCAAAUUAUUAUUUAAGACAGUUUUGAAUGUUUUUUGAUGGGUGGUAUGACCCGCCUUUGUGGAACGCGGAUAUCGGUUAAUUUUUAAAUGUUCAGGAUAUGUUAAAACCUAGUUCGCGCUUUGACACGUAUGACAAGGAAUAGACUUUUCUGGGACCAAACUAUUAAGUUCAAGAGGAGGCAAGUUUCUCUGCGUAGGACUACAAUGGAUAAGCCAUCUGCUACCUGCUGCGUGUAUGUCUUAUUCGUUAUAUACUAGUGUGUAGGAUUGGCGGAAAUGAUGUGCUGCCUGGGCGGUUUGUUUUUUGACGUCAUUCAGUCACUGCACUUAGUUUGUAGGACUGGCAAGAACAAGGGAAACAAGAUUUCUGGUUUUUCCUCCGUCAUCGGCCAGCUCUACGCCAGCCCCAGAUCGUCGGUGAUUCAUGGUGCACCUGAGUCCCAUGGUCUGCCAAAUGAGUUGCGUGCUAACGUCCUGUCAAGUCGCCGGUCGUCCGGAUCUGUGUUCAAACUUUGGUUGUCUAGUAACGGCAAAUGAUUCAGAAGCAUCCCUGGAAUACUCAUGACUGAUAGGGUAGCGGUUGUACUUUGAGCUCCACGAUUAUCAGGUCACUGGCGAUACCAGAGCGAGGGCUGGUCGUGCAAAGUCUUGUAUGAGAGAGAGAGAGGUAGACUGUAUUGUUAGCAUUUUUAUGUUUUCUGGAGCAAGCUCAAUUGCCUUGUGUCCAAGUAGCGUGUGUUGCUAUAGCCGAGGCGUGGCCUGUUCAGGUGGAGCGUGGACGUCCGAAUAUGCGUGUAUUGCGGUCGAUCAGACUGUAGCAGGGGCAGUGCGUCCCCAGACACUAACAGAGGGGGGAUGAGUGGCCUCGACACAACGGAGCGUUGAACGAAGACACCGAGCAUCGCUGUGAUACCUACUAGCCACUCACCUUCUGCGCUUUUGAUUGCUGGUCUGUACGCAAUCGCCUGCAAGGACUGCUGGUUGUGAUCCCGAAACAAGCCGGGUCGCGUAUGUUCAUUCCACAAUGUGAUCUGUGAACUGCCACUUUAGUGUACCCCUCAGUGAUGGAACACCUUCGAGGUAAAGUGUAAGAGCUAACUUCAGUCUAUGUUUCAUUCUUGAGAAGUGCUGCCGUCAGGGAUAAAUGAAAAAGGCGGGACCAUUUCUGGAUGGCUAGUCAACCAACCAGCGGUAGGACAUGGGAGUAGAAUACCCUCACGUGGCAUUGUGUCAAAUUCUGGGGUGAUUGGGACAAAGCUUAGCGUUAGGGUGAAGUUUAGGGCUAGAGCUAUAGUUAGGAUACGGGACCAGGUACCCAACCUAAUAUUUAGCCCAGAGCAAACCGUAUUACUGGGAAGUUCCUGUUCCGGUGUCUUACCCGAUCAGCCGCGUUGAAUCUCAGGUGGCGGAGACCUGCGACUUGAACACUGGGUCCUUAACCGGUAAUAAUUAAUUUCCACAUUUGGGAGUACAUUAUUUUCUGAAACCCUGCGGACAUUGGGUAUGCAAAAGGUCGCCUUUUUCCAACUUACCAAUUUACGAAUGCCAGAUCCCAAGACGAUAUUUUAAGGCGUCCGUGAUCUUUAGUCAGAAGAUAUCGGAAAUCGUGUUGUUGCACAGGUGGUAUCCAGGCGCCACAAUGCUAGCAUGACGGUUAAAUCAAACGUUUCCCAUUUUGUUUCGACAGUAAGUCUCCUUGACCGCAAUCUGAAGUGUGCAGACACGGUAGAAUGACUUAUACGAAUCCUUACUGGUGGCGGGGUGGAGUAGAGGCGGUUCUUUCUGUCUUAGGGUUCCGGCCGAGUGUUGCACAGAAAAGUGUCGUCAGUCCUCAACGAGUAUUACUAAAAAGACUUGUGAGACUGCGGUCGUCAUUCCUGGCUCAUUGUCACAGCUAGUCCUACGGAGGUUCUAAAGGAAAGUCGACUUCCCUAUAUCCUGUCCUACAAUCAGGAUAAAUGACCGGACGACGUUUGCACGCCCCAUUCUUAUCUACAUCGCGACCAUCCUACAGAGUAACGCUUUCAGUUUUCUAAGAGUUUCGCUGCCAAGUGCUGUUAUGGAAAGAUAUUUAUUGUCAAUGCAGUACUCUCCUCUCCUCCUGACUAUUUUCUUUUAGAUACUGUUUGUGCAAAGUCUACUAAUUUUCUGAUUAUUUGGGUUUAGUUUAAGAUCUCGGCCCUUGCCUUAUAGACUUAUGACUACGAGCGCGACGGUGGACUUCGCUUCUAUCUGCCCAUCACUGCCACCAAUAUUCAACCCGCCUUCCAGUCCGGCACUCAUUUCAGUGCUACCGGAUCGCUGACAGUGACCGUGGUUGACGUUAACGACGGAGCCCCAGUACUAAUUGGUGGCCCGUAUGUUCUUUUGAUAUCUUCUUCCACUUCAUCCUGUCUCCUGUAUGAUUCAUUGACCCGCGAAUCUUGGCAUACGAAGCAAGAUGUAAUGACUCACGACGGCACACACCGCCGACCAGAAAAGUAUCAAAACGUCCCUUAUAGGCGUAACUACUCCAUCGCCUCCUGGUCGCAUAGUGUAAGACAAUGGACAAUUGAUGGUCCGAUCAGAGGGACUGUCGUGGAUGAGAUGGGAAAACUGCGCACUUCAGGGCGAGAUCAGAAUGCGAUUACAAGUGCGCGAUACCACACAAAAUGUGCGUUCAUUGAUGUGGUAGCCACGAUGCGAAUUGGAGCACGUCAAGGAAACGAACACUGACUAACUCUCAAACAGUAUUUGGUUGGUUCUGUCUAGUGUGUCUGUGUGAUACGUUCUCUCUUAGCGUUGGUUGGACAACUUAUCUUGGCCGGCAUAACUUGCUGCUCGACUGGGAGGCAGAGGAAGCCGUAUUCGUAAUCGGUUAUCGCUUGCUUUGACGGCUGGAAUACAUGGAUCUCACCUCGUUUGCAAUGGCCUAUCUCUUCCCCCAUACCGUUAUUUGUCGCUCCGAGUCUAUAAAGGGUCGGCAUUGGCUUGCAGCUUGUUUUAGUCGAGCAAUGGCAAGUCCACAUGGAUCCUUAACUGUUCUCCCACAUUCAUGUGAUACUCGUAGACGGAUACAAUGAGGGCUCGAAAUGCGUUACGCACAACCCAAUUACCUCCUCAGUUAUGAGUCCAAGGGGAGUGACGCCGACCUUGUGCGCUGAGGCAUUCAGGUACUGCUUUUCCCGCCAAUGGAGACAUGGGAAUGCAGUAAGAGGUAGGUGGAAGAUUGCAUGAGUCAGAGAAGCACCAAGUCAGUGGUCGAGCUCACCUUCAACUUGAAGAGACCAGAAGUGGGUAGGUGUUGGGUAUCAUUAAGAAACCGAAGACGAUAGUUUGUUUGUUAGAAUAUCAAACCAAAUUAAAUCAGUGUACGUGGAGUAAAUGAGAGAAGCCCUUGAAAACUGAAUUUAAAAAAAUUCAAGCCUGUAUGAAAGGCUGUUAAGCUGCAAACAUUUACAGGUAAUCUCAGCAUGUGAAAUGCACAAGAAUGGUAGUGAAACAGGAGUGUUAAAAAACUGGCGAAAUGGCUAAAUAGCAGUGAAUAGCGCAUAUGGGCCGUAUUGGCUCGCAGUAUUUACAUCAGCGUUAAAGGUAAUGUAAACAAAACGGAUUAUUGGAAUGAAGAUAGUAGCAUGUUGGUAGUCGUAACUAACUUACUAGGUGGGGUUUGGGAGUCCUAGCUGAACUUUAACAGGUGAGUAUCCAGACGUCUCUCAAACGCAUUCACAUUGGUAGAACGCUCAACCUACGUCAUUAAAGGAUUCCACCGUCGAAUGACGGAACGGUGAUUGGUGCGUCACAGUCCCUUUUUAAGUUGACAACCAGGACGCUGAAGGUUUGUCUUCAGUAUAAUUUAGAAAAGAUUCCCCCAGUUCGCUGCAAGAUCAAGUCUCCGUAGCAACUGAAACUUUCGUAAAGAUUCACCUCUGUUUUAUUUAUAUGGGAGAGAGAGGAGGUAUAAGGCGGUCAUGCACUGUUCGUACGUCAAUUUUUUGAGUUCACGAACAAACUUAUUGGCAUGUUGUACACUUUCAAGAAUAUCUGUCUUUCCGAAGUCACGACCACAAUGCUUGUGCCGUAUAUUCUAGGUGUGGUCGGACAUAUGUACCGUAUACCUUGCCGAGGAUAUCCACAUGCAAUUUUGCGACCGUCCAACAUACGUAUUACCUUCAAAGUUGACGUUUCCUGUAUUGUGACUUUAGAACACUGCGUUGCUCUGAUUGGAUGGUCUUUAACGAAUACUCCAAGGUCUUUUUGCACAUUUACGGUUUUAAGCGAUUGAUUUGUCAGAAGAUGCUGUCGAGAAGUUACAUGCCUUCUUCCUCUCGUUGACAUUAUGUACACUACCACGCGGCAUGGACGAGAGUGGUAAAGAAAGUAUACAUUGUCGAAUUGACGGUGCCUUGGGUCUGAAGGUGUCCAACGAGACCGAUUCGUACGCGGAAUGCGCGAUGUCAGAGUGGGCAUGCUGGAAGCGGUGGAUGGUGCUGGCGGAUGCCGUCCUGUUGCAGAUUCGUCGCCAGUCUGUGAGAAAGUUAAAAAGGAUAGGUCACCAGAAAGUCAAAUAUUGAAAGGGUUGUCGGAGUUUAUAUCAACAAGGACACGAACAGUGUUAGGCUGCGUUCACAGCGAUGCUUUUGCCGGCACACCGUCUAGCUGUAUCAUCAAUUUCUAGGACUCACGUGAAGCGGGAUCGGACUCGGCAGCAAAAUCAACCGCCAGGUGUCGGUAGUUAAGGCAGAAUCCAGGAAUGUGCCACAGCGCGCAAAUUUGGUCGGUACGCCAACGUCCAAAUACAAAUCUCGCUUGCUAUGCACACUAAAAGGUUAUAUUGUCGGCUCUCAGGGGUGUCCUGGAAGCAGGUUUAGGGCAAAUCUCGUUCGUUUCAGGCAGUUUUUGGCAGUUUUCUCAAAGGUCAACGCUCCAGCGCAGAGGUGUGAUUCAGUGAUUGAAGCAUAACGAAAUGUUCACGUAUUUUAUAAUGCCAAAAAUUGUUCGAUUUUUUGCUAACUAACUUCUUUUCCAUGGCCAGUAUAGUCCACAUCACCUUAACGUUAACUAUCGAGUUACUCAUGGGACCGUCAUCCUAUCAAAUUCGGACAACUCUUCUGCGAAAGAUUGUCGGGCAGCUCCGACACCAGGCGUAUUCAGUACUGGAACACCUACUAACUACUGACGAUUUUGUUACUUAGCCGACGACUUGUCAAAUGUGCGAAGUUCACCGGUAAAUCCCAGCGGGCAUGUUAAGGGCCUCCGUGGCAUUAUCGUUAUCGUCCUGCCAUCGUCUGGUCUCUUCAUGGUUGACCCUAAGUCAGAUAUCUUUUAAACGUACAACACAUCCUUGGAGGCUGUGAAGGUUGGCCACCGUCUUUUCGCUACAUAAAUGAAUUUGCCGCGGCAAUUUGUUUGAAUAAUUUGUGAAGGCAAUCCUCUUUCGUUGCAUGCAUCGAUCAGAGGGGAAGCGGGUUUCUGGCCGAGGGGAGGGCUCUACAAUGAGAUGAAUUAUACCUUCCAAGAAAGACCACCGUCUGAAAACCUUCCUAUUGCCAGUCGAUGCCAUGUGCUCAUAAGUUUGUCUGCUGCCCGGAUAACUACAAUCUCGCAAUUUCUAAUUAUCCGUGCGCUAUACCAAUUCGCAGUCUUAAUCCUUGUAAAAGAAUAAACUUGAGGUAAUAUAAUAACCAUAACAUUUACAAUUAAUGAAAAUGCCUUACUGCACUCCACGUGUGCGACCACCGUCUACCUGUCGGCUAAUCCGCCGAAUGGCGCGGGCCUGUAACAUCCGUUGUGUCCUUGUUCUGUGAAAUGGAACAUUUACCUCCAAUGGUUGAUCGUACCUCCACAUCUAUAGUGGGUUUUCUAUGACUUCCGACUUCCACAAGAGGAGGUUUAGGUCUCUGUAUGUAGACUACAGUGUCGGAAUUCAUCAAACGGAUGACCAGUACGAACGGAAGAAGGAAAAUGUAUAUAAAAUAGUACAUGGGAAUUGAUAAUAUCGUGAAACGAUAGAAUGGUUGCAUUAACGUUGAUGGGGCCUGAAUAAGAAUUGGGAAGUAUUACGUUAGAUAUUUGGCGAGUCAAGAGAAGGUCUUGUAAGACAGUUGAUAGUUAUGAUAGUAAGACUUGCCUGAGCGCUAGCAAACGUCAGGGCAUCUAGGGCGCAAAAUUACCCGCUGUCCGACCUCUUUCUUAUUUCUCCUCCUCCGUAUCGCACCCCAGGACUCGACCAUUGAUUGCUACAGGCCGCCUCAUCCGACCGAACACGGACGCGAGGACUUUGUCAAUCACUUAGUUGGAAAAUCAAUUGACCACGUGCUGCAACUUGGAGCAGCACCAUUCAGGAGUCUCGUCGCAUUCCUGUCGGGACCGUACCCUCCUCAGCCUCCAUUACCCAUAGAGCUGGGUAAUUAUUUACCAUACUGACAAAGCAGGUCAGUAUGGUAAAUAAUUAUGCAGUUCUAUACUUCUGGCUGCCUGUUGGCGGUUUGUGAGGAUUACGUGGCUAUUCCGCAGUAGUUGAUGGAUGUCAGCUCAAAUAUUCAUACCACAUUUCGAACCGUGCCUGAAAAGGUCUGUUCCGAUGGAUUUACUGCAAGUUCGCACAUUAAUUUCCUCGAAAAUUAAACAGUCCACUACCUAUCUCACUCGAAACGUAUUCUCGCCUAAGUAGUCAUUCAUGCCCGCUUGUGGCAGACAAGUAAUUUACUAAUUUAGUAUUGACUAGUAAACGGGCAAUAUACUAUAGACCCUCUAUGGCGACUUACGUUUUGUUUUCAUUUAAUUCCGCUUAAAAGUAAAAUCCAAGGCAUUCAAAUCUGUUUUAUGUGUGGUAAGAUGUUCGCCGACGACUCCUAUAGGACACACAGUAGAUUUGCUAACUCAUGAAAUGUUAGUCGAAACCCUGAAAUGCGUUUUCGACCCGAAAUGAUAACUUAAGUAGGGUUGUGAUAUAAACUACCCGGCAGCAUAAUCUCAAGAUUAUUCAAUUACCUUCGAACGAACCUCUUUCCGGCAGCCUGCAAAAACUACACUCUAUAAAGAUUGAGUACUUAAGCAACAUGAAUUUCACUCACUGAUUUUCGGCGUCCUUGUAAAUUCAAAUAUUUCAUAGAAAGCAUGCAUUUAAAUAUUGACUCUUUUAUUCGUUUACUAGAAAAUUAUUUCUUUUUCAAUUUUUAUACUUGAAACGUUGUUUUCUGCCAAAUGAGUAGAAGGAUGAAUAUCUGAUUAUAUGUUUUCUAUGAAAUAUAUUUAAAGUAAUAAGGACGUCGAAAAUCAGUGGGAGAAAGUCAUGCUGAUUAAAUAGUCAUUCUUUAAAGUGUAGUUUUUGCAGGCUGCCGGAAGGAAGUUCUUUCGAAGGCUGUCAUCCUGAUUAUAUUGCGCGAUGACUAAUGUAACAACCCUACUUAAGUUAUCAUUUCGGGUCGAAAACGCAUUUCAGGAUUUCAGUUAGCAUUUCAUGAGUUAGCACAUCUACUGUAUAAGUAGCAAAUAGACUAGGCGCCUUACCAGCAAUUAAAACGAAUGUGUAACACUGAAUUUUAAUGCAAAAGCGUUCUGGAUUCGGAAACCCAGUUUUGGUAGGGCAGAGGAAUCAAUAACCCAUAUUGCGAGUGUGCUUGUGCUAAAUUUCAGGCGGGGUAGGGUUAAAGUUUGGUGAUUUGUACAGGCCCCUCUUGGGUUUUAACGCACGGCCACUUUUAAUUCGGUGGUAUUUAUUACAGUGUCCAGCCUCGGGUUUAUUUGCGAAAAGAUCGUUUAUACAGAGAGACUGGGAAAUCCGAAUUCUUCGCCAGCUUCAUUAAAAUUAAAUGGUAAAAUGUUUCAACCUUAAAAUAUCGUACGCUAUUUUACCAGUAAUGUUUGGCGUGAUCACCCCAAGCAGUCCGCGGAAUUUUCUCAAUUAAAACAACCUGUUAUGGGUAUGAAUGGACUUGGGAAUAUAUGCAAUUCCCACAACUCUCAACUCCCCGCUUAAUUGGUAUUUCGGCUGAUGUUUCAUAAGUUUCAACGCAUUUCGGGCAAUGGUGGAAAUUCUGUGCCAUACUUCUCAUUAUACCGCCUGUCUGAAUACAAUUUUCAAACUGUUUACAGCCGAUUUACCUGCAUGGUUUCAAAUAGCUCCACUUAAAUCCCCGCUGCCACUAAUUUGCCUACAUGUUACGUAAGUCUGGGCGAGUUGAGUUUUGUUCGAACGUGAAAUAAUAAUCCUGGCAAAAUUCCCAGAAUAUCCGUCUUGUGAUUUUUUCUCUAUGAUAAAGAAACCCCUGGGCGAGGCUGUGCGAGUGCGUCGUUUUAAGGAGAGUCUUAUACAUCUUCACCUUACCUCGCUUGUUGCACUCUCAGUCUUCCUUUGCUAGUGUGUGUUUCGUUGGAUUAUCGUGUACUUAAUUGCUAGCCCCCAUAUCCUCUCCCUAUAGGUCCUACGUGACCUCAGUGCCAGAAUCUGCUCCUGUGGGUGUCGAUUUCUUCACUUUUCUCAUCUCCGACCCUGACAUCUCGGACAAGGGCCUUUUCGAGUGUCUUCUCACUGAAGCAAAUGCCUUCUUUGAUGUCGUCUUCCUCGACUCUAUACAGGCCUGCGGUGUGCGGGUAAGCACUAGUUGCCUUAAAUCAGGCAUUUUUCCUUCCAGUCAGGAGUACACACCUCCUGCAACUUUCGUGUUUACUGCAUGACACCAUUCGUGGGGCAGAGGGGGUGGUGGAGCCAAACUUGAUCUCUCUGUAAUGGUCUGUGCUGCCGAAAUACAGUAUAUCUUCGCAAUCAGCAGCAUUUGCGUUGGGCACUAUCUGCAUGCAAGCACCUCCUAAUGACUCACAAGAGUCGCUGAUGCAAGUCACAUUUUUGCUGAGUUCCGCGCUUAUUAAUAAGAUGGCUUGAUUCCUGCACGAUGUUUCUUCAAGUGUUUAGACUAUCAUGCAGUUGUCUCUGUCGCCUUUUCGGGCUUCUUAAAAUGCCCUCAGAAGCACAAAUAGUAAGGCAGAUAAACACGGAUCACGCGAAAGCCCCAUAUGAGCUUUCGUGGUGGAGAAAGCAGUUUGUGCUACCUUUAAAAAGGCUGGAAAAGGAGUUUGCUAAUUCUGCCUUUUGCGCCGUAAGGGCUGUGCAGACUCUGCCACGGCAUGUCUGCACGAACAUGUCUGUGAACAGUGUGCCGAAAAAAAAUCUGAUAAAUUUCCAGGCUCGUGCAUUGGCCUCCAAAUGACUAGUGGAGCUCAGGGAGAUGAUUAGGGGGGGGGCAAAGGGGAUCCAAGUAAACAAACCUGUUUACUGACCUACGGCUAUGUCGUGGUGCCCGAGAAACCUAGGGAUCAGAUUGCGAAUUGGGAUGUCGACAGGGUUAAGGCCAAAAACGAGGGGAUAAAACGCACGGAAUAAAAGUGACAGAAUUUAUAAAUUACAGAAAUUAAAAAUAGCAUCUCACUCAAAACGCGAUGUGAAUCAAAAAAUCCGCCUGUUAAUACUUUUGUCACUGCGAGUUUACUUGGAGCAUACUAUACAAUAAAUUAGGGCGUAAGCGGUCCAUAGCCAGACUGAUCUGUGACCACGUGCUCCUAACAUUAACUGUUAUAUCGUCAAUGAUGGAAUUUUGUCGGAAUCGUAUAUUUAUACGCCGAGUUAUUGAAAAUGGCAAGAAGCUAGCCCCGAGAUAUUGAUAAUGAAAACCUUGUGUAAGCGGCGUUAACCUUUUUGAAGCAAAUCGGUUCCUUUCCACCUAAGCUCGCAACGUGUGCGCGCAACAAUGCUAGACUUAUAAACGCAAUCCUGCACCUCCGUUAUUAAGUGCUAAAGUAAAAUGUAGAUGUGUUAUCUCAUGAAAUGUUGACUGAAAUUCGGAAAUGUGGUUUUGAUUCGAAAAGACUGCUACAGCACAGUUGCAAUACUAAUUAUCACACAACAUAAUACUAAAGUAUAUAUGUCAUGUCUGGAUCCCCGUUCUUGUAUAGGCUUCUUUCCGGCCACCUGAAAAAACUGCACUGUGAAAAAUGAUGUGAAAAUAGUAUAAAUUUCCCCAUUGAUUUUCGGCGUCCUUGCAAACACGCACAAAGUGCUCCGUUAUGCAUAUACAUGGAAACAAAUUAACACUCUUUUCUAAAUUUUAUACUUACGUGAAUGGUAGCGUUCUGAUAUGAGAUUUUUUAAGACCUUAAAAUGUCCAAUCAUGCAACGUCGUAUUAACAAGUUUGCUAAUGAUGCUUUUAAAGUGGACAACAAGGUUACCACCCCCUACAAAGUUUUAUGAGCUCCCUUUGACAAAUACUUAACAGUGUAUAAAAAUUUAUGAUUUUCCUUAGGGUGAAAGCAUGCAGCUUACAUAUUUGAAAACCUGAAUGCAAAUCUAACGGCAAGUCGGCUUCAAAAUUAGUCUAAAAUUUGAAAAAAUUUAAAACCCUGUGAUACGCUUUCUUUAAGCAUAAACUUUAAAAAAGACGUAAUUUUUUACCAGAUGAGUUCAAGAAAGAAUAUUUGUGUGCUUGAUUUCCAUAAAAUAUGUUCGAAUUUGUAAGGAUAUCGGAAAUCGACGGGAAAAAAUCAAACCUUUUACGUAGGCAUUUGUUACGGAAUUAAGCUCGUUCAAAAGUAGUCAUCCUGACGUAACUUAAAUAUCUGCGAACUAUGCUGUACGAUAAUUAACACUGCAGUCCCACUUAGGUAAUCUUUCCGAAUUGAAAACGCAGUUCAUAAUUUCGGUUAACAUUUCUCGAGAUAGCACAUCUAUUGCCAGUACUAUAAUGCGUGUCUUUUACGGGUUUUAUAGAAAUAAGUGAGUCUUGCCUGGCCCGCAUUACAACCCCUGAACUUCAAAUGGCAUGUUUACCGGUAACUCAAGUGUAGGCACACUAAAGCAGUGUGCCUGUCUUCCUCUGUAGAAUGUGACCUAAAAAAUUGCCCGAGUGAUUGCAUAAUGUAACAGAUAUCCAUCGUGUUUUAGCCCAAGAUCAAGCUUGAUCUAGAGGCCACGCCACCGUCGCCACCGGGUGCUCAAAUUAUCAGCGUCACAGUUUUCGACAGCAAUCGUUUGCACAGUGCAUUGGCCACUGUUCAGAUCAACGUGAUUGAGGACAAUGAUCGCCCACCCGUUGUUUCCCACACUGCACUUGAUCAAUUUUUGGACGGUACACUCGGACCUACGCGGCUUUCCCAUCUGCGGGUGACAAGUCUGGAAGCCGCAGAGACCAGUUUCACCUUCCAGUUAGAAUCCAAAUCAUCGGCGGGUGGCAUGUUCGGUCUGACUUCCGUCAUGCAGGACUCUGUGAGUUUGAUCUUAAUUGAUCCGUCUCGCGUAAGAUUGUUCUGUUGUGCUUUUUGGCAGAGAUCAAGGUCUAGAGAGGAUUUCGAAAUUGAAGAUAAAACAUCAUUUAAGUCUAAUGAAGUACCGGGAAAGGUAUGUCUCUCUCCUAAAUGUCUAAGUCCUAAAUGCCCAGUUCAAAGUAGAUAGAAUCCAUGAUACAGAAGCCAGUUUUGUGAAGUCGGAGGGCAGACUGAGAUGGCGAUUUCUUCAUUGCAUGUAGUGUGGAAUAAUGCUCCUCAGGUGACCAGUGGGCACAGAGGGGUGCAUUUUCAUCAUGCGACAGCCUAAUGCCAAGUCAAGCACCGCGCUCAACCUAACCUUUUUUAGCCUUUCCUGUCGCACUUUUGUGCCUUCAAGAUGUCGUUACUGUUGGGGUUUGAAAGUUACCUGACUUAACCUUCCAUCGGAAGGAGUGUCAUGUUGCUAGUGUGCCUUCGUAAUAUUACAUAAUGGCAACUCUCACAGGCGUGAGAAAUAAGUACGUCCGGUUCACGUGGACUUAGGUAACAGCACGUGUGUGUCAUGUAUCGACGGGGCUGUCCACACGGUCAGCCAUCGCAUCCCAGCCCAUCUUCAGUCAUCGUGACUCAGUGCAGAGUGAUGCUUGCGACAAAGGAGAGGAGUUGCUGCUGCGCAAGUCUCCCUCAUUUUACUGCAAGACACACACACACAAGUCACUACUGUUUUCUCCGACGGCGACCUCCAAAUGAUUAAACUAUGCUGGUUCCUAAACCCUGUGCCGUCGGGUUUUCGAUUCCAAAUUUGGUUUUAGAACCCCACUCCCAAUGACUCAUGUCUUAAGUCUGAAUGUUCAUAGUCUUGUGAAUAACAUAAACGAAAGGACAGCUUCGGCAAAGCAUCGAGCGCACUUGCACGCUCUACCACUCACCCAAACUCGCCUUCAAACAACUCCAUCUAAAUAUUUCUUUCCGAUUUUUUUAUAAUUCAGCCACUUGUUAGAUGAAACUUGAUCCUGCUUGCAGAUUGUACCUGUCAUUUCAGAUAUACUCGAAUAUAUUCAGUUUUCGAAUUUCAGUCGGACUCGCACUUGAAAUAAUCUGGCCGAUUUAUAAACUCCGUUGUCAUAGGCCCAGUUGACUCUGAUCUCGCGACUGGACAGAGAGACUCUGAGUGUGCUCCUGGCCGGACCGGACUCCCCCGCGGACAGCCCGAAUACCCCCUCACUAACUGAUGGCCGGCUGCGGUGGCCACUGAUCGUGACCGUCAGCGAUCAGCGUGAGCCUGCUCUUAGCACCACCACUACCCUUACAUUGACGGUGCGGACCCAGGGCCCCCUCAUCCCCCCGGCCGCCCUCACCGGCCUUACUGUGCCCAACGGGGCGCCUGUAGGCACCGAGGUCAAACCAACUGACAUUUCGGCCAAGUGAGCAAACAAACGGUUUCACUUGAUUAUUUAGUUUGUGCCUAAUUUCUGGGAGUGCAAAAGAAAAUGUUUUCAGCAGGGACUCAAGAUUAAUUUUAAAAAGUAACACUAAGGUACCUGAAAGAGGAUACCUCGUCGGGAAGGAUGUCUAAGGAUUCAGAACUAGGAGAGGGUCGUAGUCGGAAAAUACACUGGACGAAUUUUUAGUUAUUCGAUAGGAGACCAUGUUCUUGCGACCAGGAGUAAUUUGAUGCAAAUCAAUAUAAUAAAUUAACCACGCCUCUUGAAGACAAAUCACUUCCUUCGUACUGUGUUCUUUUUUCAACAAAGUAGCUCCAUACUGUGAGUUCUGUUGAAUAUCGCACUACAGUUUGUCGAAAGGAAGCCUGAAAUUGACAAUAAACAGAUAUCAAAGCAACAGGAUUCUAACGGAAUCUUUGCCGGUGAAGCCAGCAAUAGCGCAGGCAUCGGUAAAUCAUAGAGUCAGUCGUUAGACAUGACUGGUUAUUUGUUCUGCGAAAAUUCCCAUAUUAAAUUGAAAAGUCAAUUGGCUAACAUAUGUUUUCGGUAAUUCCUCAUCAGGCCUGCACAUUUUCAAGGGAAAUGAUCAGUCUAAUUGUCGACAGGGUAUAAAUGCGUCUCGGGGACAGGGUUAAUCGGACUCCAUGUUCCCACGCCACCCGCAUGACGGAGUCAGCGUGUUGAGGACGCUGGAGUUGGGGUGGGAGGGGGGAAGUAGAGGGGUUCCGGUUAGAUUGUAGGCGCUGUGAGUGCGUGUGACUGCUCUCAGUGCGUCGGGACGGCGUGCGAUCACCGUCUGGAGUCGGCCAGGGCAGACAGACUGCUUGUGUCAGCGUCUUCUGACAACAGAGUGCUGGGUUCGCCAGUCGAAUGGCCAUUGCUUCGGCUGUGGCUAGCACCCGUUUGAGCAGGCCUUUAUAGUAGUGUGUCGGUGCCCCGUAGAUAACUUUAAAAACUUCUUUAGCGUCGGUUUGAUGGUUCGUAUCGAUUAGAUGUGCGAGAAUUGAACUCGAAAUCGAUCGAUGUUCACCUCUACCUAGCCAGGCAGGCAUGCGUUCGCGUCUUCUCCUUUCCAGACGCCUGGUUGUACGGCCAAUAUAUCCCGCUCCACAGGAGCAGGUGAAUGAAUAAAUACACAUGGAUGUGGCCUGUAACGGCAGCCGGUCUUUGCCCCCCAACCGUAGUAGGGGGGAGUUGGCGAAGAAUACGCGCAAGUUCGCCGCGGGGAAGGCACUCGCGAGAGCUGUCCUGAGACGUCGUCUCACUAAUUCGCUUGCUGCGUUUCCUAUUUAUGUACUUUUACACACUACCCAUACGUCCGACAAAGAGCUGGAAAACCAGUCACCUAAAUUUCGCAAUAAGAGUGACUUUUCCCAAAGAAUCUCGUCUCUUUCUAAAGAUAAACAUGCUGAACGGAGUACCUAUAAGAAAAAGAGAGGCUGAGAUAGCCAUUUCUGGUCUUUUAACCAUCUUCAACCGGCCAGCCAUCCAGCCAUACCAAACAUCUAGUUUUGAUAACCUGGGACUCAAAUCAGCGAUCUUUACUCAGAGUGGUUAGAUUAAAAUCACUACCAGUUAGUCAUAUAUUUGUACCGAUUUUAUGUAUAUCUGUCGUUGGUGGCUCCCACAACAGGCUGUGCCAAGUCUGCGCGAACUCCUAGCUACUACCGUGCAUGGGCUGAGUAGUGAUACGCCUAAGCGCAGGCUUCAGACCGCCCCAGCCACUGCACGCAAUCCCGUCACCAGAUAGCUAACAGGCUUGGACGCAUGAGGAUUCAAGAGGGAGGAGUGUGAGGUCGACACUGAAGAAAUCCCCACCCCCACGACCCUUUAGUGCAUUCCUCGCUAUCAAAAAUGUUGCACUUUAGUCUCUCUCGACGCGCCAAAAGUCGUGGCUUGUAAGGCUGCUAACCGUCUGGGUAGUUCGACCCUCCCAGGUCUGAGAGUCGGACUCAGUGACCCCUUCCAAUUGUGUGUCCGUUAUGGUACUCCAACUUAACUUGCAUCUGAGCCGUCCCCUUUUUGUAAAAAUCUCUUUCUUUGUGCGAAAACCACUUCGUGUGUAGCUGAUUAAUUUUUGCCAGCCCGAGCGUCCUGCUCCUGUCUUACUACGGCAAAGAUAGUUCGGUAGAAGCCGUGCAUAUCGGCUAUCAUUAUAAACUAAUUCAUGCGCAAUUUGCCAUCCUAUGCUCAACAGCCCUUGGGGCAAUCGGUGGACAUCACUGUUCGCUAUGGUAUAACUGCCAUAAAUACCUUUAAAAGAUCGGCAUCCCAAGUAACAUAUUUGAAGUCAAAUAAAUUAUUUGGGAAAGACAACACAUUUUUUCAUAAAUUCUUGACGCCGGUUCACCGGGCCGUUGUCAGAGGUGUAUUAAUGCCCAAAACAGUAAAAAAAUCCAAGACCUGGAAAAUCAGGCACACAAACCAACGAACUGGCAAGUCCGUCCAUGUAUUAUGAAUGUGUCCGAACUCGGUGAAAGACACCUGAGGAGGCAACAACUGCAAUUGGCAGACAAAACGUCGACUAUAAUAUGCACCUAGCUUGUACGCUCCACGGAUAGGUUUGACCACCUCUAUAAGAAACUGAAAAGUCAGACACCGCACGCAUAUACGGACAUUAGCUGUCAGUAAAAAGGCGAGACCACCUACCCUAAGUCACCUCGCGUGUACUGGCAGCCUAACACACGUUUUCUUGGGAUGAAGCGCAUUGUUGAUAUCUAUCUAUCCAUGACAGGGCGAAAAUUUCUCGCUCUGAUAACUCAAGCACGAACUAACACAUCGAAAUAGACGUCGUGUACAAAAAAUGGGAAGGAAAUGGGAAAAAGACGGCCAAUCCGAACUGGAUGACAGCACGCAACAAUCGGUGAAUGCAUUUCCGACACAGUUUGUAUUUCCGAUCGCAGUCGCAAUGACAACGAGUCAAAUGACCAGGUAACUCACGGCAACAAUCAAUAACCCUGAUGAAAUCACCGUGGUUAGCUAAACGGGCGCGGUCUAACAAGCAAUUAUCGCAUCAAACAACUCCAAGGGAUGAACGCGGAUGCUGCUAAUUACCAUAGGUACGUGGUCGAAUGGAAAUCCGAAACGUCAGGCCACUACACUUCUUGUUCCAGCGAUCCCUCUUUAUUAUUCUUCUGAAUAAGUAAAGAUGGAGAGAGACUCAGCACAGCCAGACCUACAAACGCCACGAGUUAAAAUGGCCACCAUUUCUGUCUAACGCAAUAGCUGUGCAGUUCGUACUGGGGUUCGCGUAGUCACACCACUAGUUCAGUUACAAAGAUGGAAAGGAAGUUUCUUUUACCAACCGCUAAACUUGCCUUAGUGAACUAGUUUAUUUGACCCAAUUGUAAAAAAACUCGGUAGGAUUCGAAGCCACGACAGCAAUAGCAAGGUUGGAGUACAGCUAACGCUCUAAACACUGGGAGCCGUGAAGUAAAUUACACUUGGGUUGAGAGGAAUAAAUAAAAACUAAAAGCCCAGUUGGCUGUGAAGACGGGCGUUUCGAAAUCUGCAAACGUAUCGCGGGUACUAUUUAUGGCAAAAUAUCAUGAGCGAUUUUUGUCUCUCAAUAUAUGACACACUUGUCUUGUUUACCUUUCUAUACAGACUUGGCAUAGAAGAACAGUAUAUGUUCCUCAGUCCCUUUAUGUACUUCGAACGAUUAGUCCAGCCUCUAAAAGGUUUUCACCAAUGUGACCGGAAACCACUGCCUUUAACUAUAUUCUAAACUCGUCUCUUUCCUACUUUCAGGGAUGUAGAUUUUCCAACUCAGGACGAUUCGAUCACCUACUCGAUUGUACCCGAGGCUACUGUGGCCGCACGCCUAUUUACAAUCGUUGAGGGCCCUCCAGGAAGCUUCAAGCUGACCACUAAAGUCGUCUUGAAUCGAGAUGUCGAGGGAACUGCGACUGUACUUGUGCCUGUCAUUGCGUCCGGUGCGCAGUCCCGAUCAGCGACUUCUACUCUGACUGUCACGAUUACAGAUAGCUCGGCAGCCACCCCUGACUCCCCCGCCACCGGCAAGGUGGAGGUCUACAUUCCCGAAUGUGAGCACGUCUGGUUUGAUGCCCAAAUUGUCUCCUGA